Messenger RNA from Podarcis lilfordi (Lilford's wall lizard), 58644 nucleotides. NCBI's taxonomy places the organism in Eukaryota, Metazoa, Chordata, Lepidosauria, Squamata, Lacertidae. The record is from the annotation of a GenBank genome assembly.
UGCUGAUCAUCACAAUACUGUAAAUCCAACUUGCAUUCUAAGCAAAUCAGAGCCCCACCGCCGGAAACGUGAACUACAUUGCCCGCGUGAUCCUCUGGAGGGGGGGAGCGGGUGUCCCCUUUCAGAUGCAUGUCGGGACUUGUAGUCCAUCCUACCCCAGACCCCCUCUUCAGCUACAAGCCCGGGCGGGUUUCCCCGACUACGCUUCCCAUCAUCCUCCGGGGCGGCUCUGACGGCAAGAGGCGGUGGUUAAAAGAGCGGCGGGGCGGGCGCGGCCGGCUCAGUACCGCUGAGCCGUAGAACUCAGCGGUCGCCGGGGGAGUUUGCUGCGUCUCGUCUCUAGCGGGGUUUUAUCCAUCGGCUUCGAGGGGUGGGGGAGAAUCCCACGAACCCUCAGCAGCCAUGUCCGAUUCGGUAGGAGGAGGCGGCGGAGGAGGAGGGGGAGAGGACGGCGGGCUGGAGGUGACCGGCUCGGCGGUGCAGAACGUGGCGGACGUGUCGGUGCUGCAGAAGCACCUGCGCAAGCUGGUGCCGCUGCUGCUGGAGGAUGGCGGCGAGGCGCCGGCCGCGCUGGAGGCGGCGCUGGAGGAGAAAGGCGCCGUGGAGCAGAUGCGCAAGUUCCUCUCCGACCCGCAGGUCCACGCCGUGCUGGUCGAGCGCUCCACCCUCAAGGGUGAGUCGGCAGCCCAGAGACACCCCAGUCCCACCAGCCCCGCCCGACCGCUGCGUGUUUCAGGGCGGCGGCUUCCCCGCUCGCUUUCUGCGGGAGGCCGGGGCCUAGAGGUUUUCCCUUCCAGCUGGGGAUAAACAAGGGAGGAGCAGCGGAGGAGAAGGAGGAGGAUGGAGAGAGGGGUGGGGCCGCUGGGGAAGACGGAGGCUGCCGAUGCCGCCGCUCCCUCGGCUGUCAAAAUGGCGGCGCCGCUUUGUCUUCAGGCUGGCGGGCUGAGGGAGCCCGUCCUUCACCGCCUUUAAUCUCUCUCCCCCCCGCCCCUUCGCCAGCACCAGGAAUAAAUCUAUUUCCCCGCACAUCUGCCCUCUCCGUGGCCUGAUCCGGCAGUCUCCUCAUCAACGCAUCUUCCUCUUCAACCAGGCCUUGGGCUGAUGAACCAUCACUUUCAAUGUGGGAGGGGAGCGGGGUUGGUUGUUGGUUGGGUUUCUUACUGUUUUCGUUGUGGUUUUUUAUUCUUUAUGGUUUUGUUCUGUACUAUUAUUUUUUUAUGCUGCGAACCUCUUCAGGAUCUUCGGGUGACAGGCAAUAGGCGGAUCUAAUAAAGAAUAAUGGUAUAUCUUACCUAGAUCUGCGUGAGUAAAGCCUUGUUUUGCAAGUCGAUGCAGUGACCCUCAGUGCCACAAAUAAAACAGUUAAAGUCAGGCCAUACCUGCCUGUGUGGAGCUUGCACAGAUAGGAAGCUGCCUCACACCAUUUCAAAUUAUUUCUGUUUAAUGUGGGUGCACUGGCGUUAUCUAUCCUCGUUCUUCUCAAAACACGCACACACCUGCCAACUGAGGCGGAGGUUUCAUGCAUCUGGGCUCUCAUCCAUGCUAUCACCUCACGCCAUAAAAGAAUGAAAUAUUUAGGAUGCAGCGAGGCUUGUUUUUGCUGCAACACCGCUCUGGAAAUUGUCACAUGCUUCUUUGUUGACCAGACAGGCAGAGGAUCUUUGGGGAUUCAGGCGGAGUGAGGCCUUUCCACAUGUAAAAUGAGCAUGAUCGCUGGGUUAAUAGUCCAAGGUACAGCACACAGUAGUGCUCUGCUUGCGUGAGAGGAAUUCCCAGUGUGGGAUUGACUUCUUCUGAGCACUGUGAUGCAGAGUACGCAGAAGGUGGAUAGUAGGCUUGCCAAGUUGCCAGGAAGACAAACCACCAUCUGGUUGGCUUCUAUGCCUUUGACAACAGCUUGGUGUGCCAGAAUCAGUAGGUGAAGCUUUUCCUGGCAUGGAGAUAAACAGGGUUGCUGUUUCUUGCCUGACUGUCAAGCUGAUGUUAAAGGCAAAGGUAAAAGCCAGUUAAAAAAACUGACAACCCUGGGUUCAAAGGCAAAGUGACAGUGCUUCACUUUCACAGGGUUGCUAGGUUAUCUAUAUUGGCACAUUACACUAUUUUCUAAUCCACUUUCACCCUCUCAUCAGGAACUAGAUUCCAUGCAUUGCUUGGGGUUGGACUAGGUGACCAUUGGGUUUCCUUCCAACCAGUGUUAGAAACUCCGAUGUAUAUGCCAAAUUGCACCUUAGACCUACGUUGUCUCCAGAACGGAAUGUCUAUGUGCCUUUUCCCCCUUUUUGCAAUGAGAUUUAUUAUUAAUAUUCAUUUCAUUUCUAUACCACUUUAUAUUUUAAAGAAAAAAAAUCUUGAAGUGGUUUACAGCACAUUAAAACAUCGAAUAAAACAAAUUCCAGGCCUGUGACAUUUUGUUUCCCCCACAUUUAUUUACCUACUUAUUUUAUAUAGCUGCCCCAUAGCAGAAGAACUCUGGGAAGCCAGUGUGGUGUAUGUUGCAGGCAUGGCCAGACUUGGCCCUCCAGAUGUUUUGGGACUACAGUUCCCAUCAUCCCUGAUCACUGGUCCUGUUAGCUAGGAAUGAUGGGAGUUGUAGUCAAGUUGGGCCAUGCCUGGUUUAGAGCAUCUGACUAGGACCUGGGAAUGAGGGCUCAUGAAGCUCAUUUGUUGACCUUGGGCCUGUCACAGCUUCUUAACCUACGUCUCAGGGUCAUUGUAGGGAUUAACUGAGGGGAUAAAUCAUGUACUCCUUGGAUAAAAAGGUGGGCUGUAAAUGUAAUAAAUUUUUCUUGUAUGCUUAAGAAAGCUGGAGCAUCCAGCCAGAUGAAGAUGUCAGUUGCCAACCUGGCAUCCAGAGAUAUCCAUGUGGUCAAAAUUGGACCCACUAGCAAAACGCACCUGGCACCUGGGGAAUUUCUAACACUGCUUCCAACUCUACAUUUCUAUGUAGAACUGCACUGAGAAUGACAAAUGGUGACAUUCUGGUUCACUUCGUCUUAUCUCCAAUUGUCCUUUGGCAGAACUGGACAACAUGGAUACCAUACUCUUUUGGCUUAUAGGUUGUCAACUAGAAGGGUAGACCAGUACCUGGGGCUUGUUGGGUGGCCGUUAAUUGUAGAUCCCAUGCUUCCAUGUAUGGGAGGAUUAGCCUAUUUGCUUCCACUCACAUCUUCCCUAGUUCCCUACAGAUUGGGCAAGUAGUAAGCACAGGAUCAUUCUAGUCUUCAACCCCUUCCUCUCUUGGUCAGCAAACACCAUAAGUCUCCUUGUAGAGAAAAAUAUGUGUUGCGUGUCAGAUCUUCUGCUAUGUAUGUCUUUGUAGGAACUUGAGGUAUAAUGCCAUAAGGAAGUACCAGUAUGUCUGUUCUUGCAUGCAGGGGCCAUGUAUUUCUAAAUUCAUUUGUUGAAGGCAUUUUUAGGACAUGGAAGAAGGGCCUCAGAGGAUGAUCUCGGGGUCUAGGUAGGUUCAUAUGGAGAGAGGUGGUCCUUGAGGUACUGCGGUCCUGAGCCGUUUAUAUAGCAAGGGAAGCAUGGUACUUUCUGGGUAAGCCAUCAUUCUAGACGGUUGGUGGACUUUUUAUUUCGAUCAUGCUAUCAGUCAUAGCCUGCCAAUGGUCGGGAUCUGCAGUUGUGGUCCAACAACAUCUGAAAGGCCACAGGUUUGUUAUGUACGGUUCUCAAGAUGUAAUGUCAAUAAUCCCAGCACUCCAGCUACUGUAAUUGCAUCUCCUCUGCCAUUCUCCAAGCUGGCUGGGGUAUAUGAAUGUGCGUGGGUUGUUGUUGUUUUUAAGGCAUGCUGAUAAGAUUACAGACGGCUCUCAGUUUAUAUUGGGAUUACAUUCCAGGGAUAGUGCCUAACACCAAAAUUGCAUAUAGUUGGGUUCAAUGGCAGGUGGGAUUGCUAAAGUAUUUUUUCCUCUGACGUCCACCCCCUUUUUAUUUUCUAAUUUUACCAAGUGCAUAAAGUUAAAUGUGCAUAAGUUGCAAGUUACCUGUACUGUAGUCAGCAGUAUAUCGCAGUCCGAAAGGAAAACGUCUCUACAUAUACAGUGGUAAGAUGUUGAUUGGCUACUAGUGUAAGUUUGGCCUUUGGAAAGCUUUUAGUGAAUUAUUGAGAUUUUGCAUCAGCUUCAGUCUGGCCUUUUUGGAAAGCUUUUACUAUCAGCUACUGUAGACGGAGGUUUUCUAAGUAUUAUUUGUAUCUAUAAUCUUCUGCAAGAAUUUGCUGUUGGUAAGCACCCUGCCCCCACUUCUGAACAUUAUUAAUCCCUCCCCAGGAGGUGCUUCCCAUUUUCCAAACAUUAACUCUGUUGGUAGGAUUUCUCAGUGCCCAGGUGUCACUCAGAAAGACAGCCUGGCCUGCUUGCUGAGUUCUGCUGGCUGCUUAGAUAAACAAGAGAACCUUUGUAGAGGACUGAGCUAUGUAAAUUUAAACAUAAAAAGUAUAAUAUUUGUUUUAGAUAGACUAGAACUAGAGAGCUUAUUGGGAUAGCUAACAUCGUGCCUUCCAGAUGUUUGAGACUGAAGCACCUAUCAGCCCUAGUCAGCAUGGCCCGUGAUAGAUGAUGGGAAUUGGAGUCUGAAAGUGCACCAUGUUGGCUACCCCUGGCAUAGAUAUCUUAUUGAAGUCCCUGAGCAAUAAUAGUUAUUCCAGGCUAGGGUUACCAUAUUUCAAGAAGUAAAAACCUGGUCACCCUGCAAAUUUCCGAUUGACUUGCCUAAGAUCCAGGACAAAGCGCCACCUUUUGGAAAUUCCCCCCAGAUGUCAAUUCCAUCUUUGAAAUCCCUGUAAUGUCUGAGAAAAUCCAGACUUAUAGCAGCCAUAUUCUAGGCCCUAGCAUAACUUUCUCUGUGGUUCAUGAGCAGCUUUAAUGAGUGUAAACAGACCAAUUGUAAUUCCAUGACUAAAUCAUAGUCCUGGAAUAGUUCUAAUGAUUCCCCCCCCCCUUGUGAACUAUUAGUUUUUUGUGGGUGAUUGCCUACUAAGUCAUAUACAAAUUUAAUAAUAAAUAAAUGGACCAUUAAGUUUAUUGAUUUCAAUGGGUCUACUCUAAGCAUGAAUUAAUUGGCUGUCUCCCUGUAUCUUUUUGAUAGGCAAUGUGCCUGAAGAGUUUGGGUUGUAGUACAGAUAGUGUAGCAGUUGCUAAUGCAAUGUUAAAUAUAAACCAAAGAGAGCUCUAUGAGUCUUACUGGAGCCCUGAUCAAUAUAGUGCAUCCUAGUUGUUAAUAUUGAUUCGUUACAUCAUUGCCAUUUGCUCCUGAAAAACUUGCAGGCUUAAACAGUGGCUUAUUGUUGAGAUAAAUGCUUCCAGCUUCUCGAGAUCCGAACUGUAAGGUCAUUUGUAUGUUGCGCUCAUGUGUAUGAGUGCACAUAGAUCUGUACACAUAAAAUGUAACUCUUCCUUGACACAAUUUUUUAAUGAGCUUUUCACUUCUGUUGUGGGAGGCACUACACUGUUGUUGCAAAACUUUUAAAUGUUGUGUGUGGGUGACUUUUUGAAAGAACAGUAGUAUUUGUACAACGUGAAGGAGGUAGAUACUCCCACAUAUUCCUGCAUAUUCUUUCUCCCUCAUCUAAAGAAGUUUUUGAAAUAGUAUAGUUUUGAGGCUGAAAACAAAUAACGUGUCUGUCGGAGAAAUCUAUAUUGUGUGUCCUAAAGACACUCUUCUGGAAGCAGUGUUGUACAGUUUAAGCCACAUAUUGAUGUCUUGAUUGAUUCAAAUCUAUUCCUCAAAUUGAAUGUCAACUAUGGUGAAAUGUAUCUCUAUUUUACUUUUUACUUUUUAUAUUAAUUGCAAAGCAAACCCUGAUGCCUUUGCAUAAGAUUUGGAGAAAAGGACACAUGCUUGCAGAAGCUUACAUUUUGGCAGCAUUUGCUACAGUAUAGUUUCUCCUGGAAAAGGGCUAUGACUUGAGAAGUACCAAGGUUGCUGCUGUUUAUAAUCAAGCUUUGUGGAAAUUGAUGCUUAUUGAAAGUACACAGCGCAAAGGUUUCACAGUUCUUGACAGCAACUUUAUAAUGGAAAAAUAGUGCUUUUUUUUGGCUGAUAUUAUAAGGAAUGCAUACAGUUCUCUUUAUUACAGGGUUCUUUCCUGAAAAGAUCUAUUCUUUGUCCAGUGCACUUUCUCUUUCUGUUCUCCUGUUUGGGUGUGCCUCUUAGAUGGAAGAAUUGCUGUGCUGCAUUGCAGUGGUUUCAUUGCUGUAGUGUUGGCAGCUAAAGCAGUGACAUCAUCCUCUGAAUCAUCGGUUAUUAACAGGGCUCUUCCCUUUUUAUCUUAGUUCUUCUGCUAUUUUUAUAUAUAAUAUAUAUCUUAAAUUCAGACUGUUUGAGGAAGCUGACUGCUUUUAAAUAAAUCUGAUUUCCUCUCAAUAUGAGAAGAACUGGAUUUUGUUGAGAAGCCGGAGUAGGCUAACAUAGAAUAAAGGGAAAGAGAGAGGUUUUUGGGCAAUAAAGUUAAUGCUAAUGAAUUCAUCUAGCUUCAGAGUCAUGCAUUUUGAGGGAUACAAGGCUGCAGCCCUUGAAGCAAGCCUCAAAGCAAGACUUAAUUUGAGUAGAUAUGUUUAAGAUUAAGUUGUGUUGUGUGUCUAAAUAUUUAGGCAUUCUAACUUGAAUGUAAAGUUCUGAACAUGUGGCUCAUAAAGGAAAUGAGGGGAGAGGACAUAAAAAUAAUAAAAAUUUCCUAAUUCUUUACAGAGGAUGUUGGUGAUGAAGGAGAGGAAGAGAAGGAAUUUAUUUCCUAUGGCAUAAGUACUGACAUUCAUUAUGGGAUGAAGUCAAACAGGUGAGUCGAAUCUGUGUCUCUUCUGACACAGCCGUUCACUUGAUGCAAUUGUGGGACUGAAGAGGAAUUCUGAGAUUUAGGAAAAAGCUCUCUUGGUAGGAAAUUCUCACCUGGGCCAAUGUUAGUUGGGCAGGAAGAGUUGAAUGAGAGCCAUGCCCACUGACUGAUAGAGGCCUUUCGUAUGACUGCAGAAUCUCUCUGCCAUCUUCUCCUACUGUUCCUGCCUGCUCCACCAAUUUUCAGUGCUCACAUAAUGUAGAAAUGUUGUUCCUUCUUUCUAACUGGGAAGUUCAAAGUGAAGGAGAGAGCGAGAGCUAUGCUUUCUGCCUGAGUGCCUCUUUCUCCCUCGUGAUCCCGAUUGUGACAAAAAAAACCCACCAAAAAAACCAAGGCAGAUAUUUAAAAGGGGGUGGGGACCAUAACAACAACAACAACAACGAAAAAGAACAAAAACAAUUUUAUUACUUAUAAGCCACCCAUCUGACUGGGUUGCCCCAGCCACUCUGGUCGGUUCCCAGCAAAAUAUUAAAAACACAAUAAAACAUCAAACAUUAUAAAUUUCCCUAUAAGCUUCUAAAGAGACGAGGUUAGUAAUUUCCAUGAGUGUGCAUACAAUAUUUUUUUCCUGAAUUCCCCACCCCACCCCGCAAAUUUGGUUCACACCAAAUUCUGGACCAAGCCACUGGUUGGCAUUUCUCUUCUGAGCAUAAACCCAUGGUCUUGACUCUGGAAAGACAACCUGGGGACAUCUGAUUUUCUGCCUGGGGAGUGCCUUCUGACAGCAGAUGCAGUCAUGAGCAAGGCUUACUCAUGAGUAGAACUACAAACAGGAAGAACCUUAGCUAACUGUUUACUGUAGAGCCCAAGCAGAUGAUCUUGCAGAUUGAUCUGUGAACUGUAUAUCUGCAAACAGAAGAAAGCAAGUACAUGGCGAAGGGGGAACAGAAAGGAAAAGCUUCUUUCCUCCUUUUCUUGGAAAAGAGCUUCCACCUGAAAAUAUAGUUGAUACUACAAGGCAGAAUUAAACCAUGUCCCUGACUCUUCACUCCCUUAGCCCUGUGACACCCCAUUCACAUUGCAUCCUCAUUCUGCAUACAAGGGCAUAGAGUCUGGGUAGGCAAGAUUUUACCCAUGUAAAAUACCAUAUUCCUUCAAUCCUAAUCAUUGAAACUUUUCUUUCUUUUAAAAUGUUAGGAAAACUUUAAAUAUCUAGAACUUCAAGUCUAGAAAUAAGACUCCUCCUAAAAAAGUUAAUGUUCAUUAAACCACAGUUACCUUGUGAACCCCAAAAUACAUAUGUUCUCAGGUUAAAUUGAAUAGGUACUUAAUAUUAUUUCUUUGGUUUACAGUUUGGCAUUCAUUAAACGAGCACCAGUAAUUGAUGCGGACAAGCCUGUGUCCUCACAGCUCAGGGUGCUUACCCUCAGUGAAGACUCCCCAUAUGAAACUCUGCAUUCCUUCAUCAGCAAUGCUGUUGCUCCCUUCUUUAAGUCCUACAUCAGAGAGUCUGGCAAAGCAGACAGGUAACUACUUUCGUUCAUGUAAUUUCUAGCCGUUGUGUACAUGCAGGAAUAAAAGAUGUGCAGAGGAAGGAAGAUAUAACUGGAAAGUAGAUGGUGGUCAAGAUCCUAAGAGCUUUGUGUGUAUGUUGAAGCACAUGUCUGUGUGGAUUAGGGCUUCCCCAAGCUUUUCUUCUGACUGCAGCUUCUCUGCAUUAGAGGCCUGCUCCCAAAGAUCCCCAGAGAUUAGGGAGCAGCUUGCCAAACAACAUGGGUAAUAUUGAACUAUGUUAAAUUGAACCUCAUUGGCUAGCCCUUUGAAAUCUUAGCCUCACAUGCUAGCUUAAGAAAUUUGAAAAAUGGAAAUAUAUGUUGUCUUUAUAAGGUGGGGAGGGCAGCCGCAUGCACAUUAAUUGUACGUGACUCUGUGUGGUGGAUUUUCCUUUGGCUCACUUCCGUGUUCCCUCAGGGAUGGCGAUAAAAUGGCUCCCUCAGUUGAGAAAAAAAUUGCAGAGCUCGAAAUGGGACUUCUUCAUCUGCAGCAAAACAUUGAAAUCCCAGAGAUUAGUUUGCCAAUUCAUCCGAUCAUUACCAAUGUUGCUAAGCAGUGCUAUGAGCGUGGAGAAAAGCCGAAGGUUACUGAUUUUGGUGAUAAAGUUGAAGACCCAACUUUUCUCAACCAGCUGCAGUCUGGAGUUAACCGGUGGAUUAGAGAAAUCCAAAAGGUAAAUUCGAAAAAGACGUUUAGUGUUCAAGGGAUGUUCAGUUUCCCUCUCUAGUUCGUUGUUGGAUACCUUCCCAAUUGCAUAUUGUUAAAGUGAGGAUGAAAUCUUCAUCCUUGGAAUUGCAUGUUCUUAAUUUAAAAAUAAGAACCAGUUACACAUUUUACUUUCCUAUAUCUUUCCAUUAACUAUUUUAUGUGUAGCAGUGUGAACACACUCGGGUACAUUAUUUAGCAGUUUUAUUUUUUUAAAUAAACCCUUCCGUCUACUUUGAGAUAAUCUCUCUGAAGCUGAUGAAUGUAAGUAAUCCAUAGAUUAAUAUUUUGGAGAUGGGAGAUAAUGUCUAUAUAACCAAAUGGUCUUAUAGUUUACAUUGAGACUCCUUAAUAUUUAGGAUUGCCGCUGUAGAGUUGGAAUCAGGUUUUCAUUUGCAGCUAAGUCCUUUUCUGUACAUAGGUAGGACUAUGCUCAGUUCCAGUCAGGCAACAUCUUUUUUUGCUCUGCCCUCUGUUUACAUUGCCAAGUAGUUAGAACAAAGCAGGAUGGAAAUGUGGUUCAGCAGGCAGUAUGAUCAUAUGGUUAUGCCUUCACUUGUAUUGACUCCACCAUUUGUUGAACAGUAGAAGCCUCAUUACCCUCUUUACCAAUUUUCAAGGUGACCAAACUAGAUCGGGACCCUGCAUCAGGCACUGCUUUGCAAGAAAUCAGCUUUUGGCUAAACCUGGAACGUGCUCUAUACCGUAUUCAGGAGAAGCGUGAAAGCCCUGAAGUCCUCUUAACUUUAGAUAUCUUGAAGCACGGCAAACGCUUUCAUGCUACUGUCAGCUUUGAUACAGACACAGGUAAGAGCUUAUGGAAGCUGUCCAGAAACAGAAUUUUUGCAGGGCUCUAGCUGUUGUAGCACAUUUACAUUAACACGAGCCAAGUGAUUAAAUGCUUUUAAAUGUUUGAAAAAGUGAAAUCGGCUUUCUCUUCUACCAUCUAGGUCUAAAACAGGCAUUGGAGACAGUAAAUGACUACAAUCCAUUGAUGAAAGACUUCCCUCUAAAUGAUUUGCUGUCUGCUACUGAACUGGAUAAAAUAAGGCAGGCAUUGGUUGCAAUAUUCACCCACCUGAGAAAAAUCAGAAAUACAAAGUAUCCUAUUCAACGAGCGCUGCGCCUGGUGGAGGCCAUUUCAAGAGACCUGAGUUCUCAGCUACUCAAAGUGUUGGGGACACGGAAAUUGAUGCAUGUUGCCUAUGAAGAAUUUGAGAAGGCAAGUCUUGCAUUUAGAUCCUUAUGGGAUCAGUGUGGGGUGGGAACUUGAGCUAAACUUUUGGAAAGAAUUACAGCCACAUUGCACUCCUCCUUGCUAACUGAAGCCUUAGCAUUGGAAUAGGUAGUAAAAGGUAGAGAUGUGUGAUGACACUACCUUACAAUUCUUUUUUAAACAACCUUUGGCCCUGUAUACCUGAAGGAGCAUCUCCACCAUCAUCAUUCAGCCCGGACACUGAGAUUAAGCGCUAUGGGCCUUCUGGCAGUUCCUUCACUGCGAGAAGUGAUGUUACUUGGUAGUGGUGCAUGCCCUGUGGAAUGCCCUCCCAUCAGAUGUCAAGGAAAUAAACAUUUGACUUUCAAAAGACAUUUGAAGACAGCCCUGUUUAGGGAAGUUUUUAAUGUUUGGUGUUUUAUCAUGUUUUUAAUAUUCUGUUGGGAGCCACCCACAGUGGUUGCGGCAACCCAGUCAGAUGGGCGGAUGUUGUUGGUCAUAAUACCAAAGUCAUUGUUUGGUGCAAUAUAGUUUUUUCUACUCUUUCAUAGGGACGUAGGUGGCACUGUGGGUUAAACCACAGAGCCUAGGACUUGCCGAUCAGAAGGUUGGCAGUUCGAAUCCCCAUGACGGGGUGAGCUCCCGUUGAUCGGUCCCAGCUUCUGCCAACCUAGCAGUUCGAAAGCAUGUCAAAGUGCAAGUAGAUAAAUAGGUACCGCUCUGGCAAGAAGGUAAACGGCGUUUCCGUGCACUGCUCUGGUUCGCCAGAAGCGGCUUAGUCAUGCUAGCCACAUGACCCGGAAGCUGUACGCCGGCUCCCUUGGCCAAUAAAGCGAAAUGAGCGCCGCAACCCCAGAGUCGGCCACGACUGGACCUAAUGGGUCCCUUUACCUUUACUCUUUCAUAAUCUACCAGUCCAUUCUCCCCACCCCACCCCCCCGCCCCCGGCAAAUAAAGUUUGGAGGCAGAUCUAUCAUCACAUCCUUAGUGAACACAUACAAUAUACAGAAUUUGUGUGAUGGAGCAUGAUGUUCAGUGACGGUGUUCAACUCUCUUUCAGGUCAUGGUUGCAUGCUUUGAGGUCUUCCAGACCUGGGACGAUGAAUAUGAGAAACUGCAAGUCCUACUGAGAGACAUUGUGAAAAGAAAGAGGGAAGAGAAUCUGAAAAUGGUGUGGCGCAUCAAUCCUGCUCACAGAAAGCUCCAGGCUCGUCUUGAUCAGAUGCGGAAGUUUCGACGCCAACACGAACAACUGAGAGCAGUUAUCGUAAGAGUGUUAAGACCACAGGUAAGUACAACGGCUGGUGCCUUUUUUUAGAGACUUGGGUUGUGAUUUGUUAGAAUGGAACUAGUCCAUUCGAAGUAAGAACUUACUCUUGUCUUGACCCAGACUAUUUUCACCUAGAACACUUUCCACGAAGCAAGCUGCCCCUCAUUUGCAAGGAACGGUUUAAAUCCAUUUCCAAAGGAAUUGCUUCAGUGCAAGAGAGCUCCCCCUACUGGUUCUUAGGAUAAAUGCUAAAACGAAAAGCUUGAUAGUCAUUGAAUUAUGAUUACAGUGGUGCCCCGCAAGACGAAUGCCUCGCAAGACGAAAAACUCGCUAGACGAAAGAGUUUUCCGUUUUUUGAGUCGUUCCGCAAGACGAAUUUCCCUAUGGGCUUGCUUCGCAAGAUGAAACGUCUUGCGAGUUCUUGCGAGUUUGUUUCCUUUUUCUUAAAGCCGCUAAUAGCCACUAAGCCGCUAAUAGCCGUGCUUCGCAAGACGAAAAAACCGCAAGACGAAGAGACUCACGGAAUGGAUUAAUUUCGUCUUGCGAGGCACCACUGUAUCAAGAAACACAUUAAAAGAGGCCCUGAAAAUCUGGCUAACAAGUGAGCUAGUGAGUGAAAUAACCACGGCUGCUGGUUGUUGAACAUUUGUUAGGGGAAGAGGCCAUGUUGCUGUGUGUUCUUGGUAGUGUGAUUACUACUGCUGUUGCUUAAUGGUAUCUUUUUAUCUUUUUAGGUGACUGCAGUACCCCAGCAAAAUCAGGGAGAGGUACCUGAGCCACAGGAUAUGAAAGUAGCAGAAGUGCUGUUUGACGCUGCUGAUGCCAACGCGAUUGAAGAAGUAAAUCUUGCUUAUGAGAACGUUAAAGAAGUCGAUGGCUUGGAUGUUUCCAAAGAAGGCACAGAGGCCUGGGAAGCUGCAAUGAAGCGUUACGAUGAAAGAAUCGAUAGAGUUGAGACCCGCAUUACUGCUCGCCUAAGAGACCAGCUGGGCACAGCAAAGAAUGCCAAUGAAAUGUUCAGGAUCUUCUCCAGGUUCAAUGCUCUGUUUGUCAGGCCCCACAUCAGAGGUGCCAUCCGUGAAUACCAAACCCAGCUGAUUCAGCGUGUGAAAGAUGACAUAGAGUCGCUUCAUGACAAAUUCAAAGUGCAGUAUCCACAGAGCCAGGCUUGCAAAAUGAGUCAUGUUAGAGACUUGCCUCCAGUAUCGGGGUCUAUAAUCUGGGCGAAACAGAUUGACAGGCAGCUGACAGCCUACAUGAAGCGUGUUGAAGAUGUCCUUGGGAAGGGUUGGGAGAACCACGUAGAGGGCCAAAAACUGAAGCAGGAUGGAGACAGCUUCCGUAUGAAGCUCAACACCCAAGAAAUAUUUGAUGAUUGGGCCAGGAAGGUUCAGCAGCGUAACCUUGGUGUCUCCGGCCGCAUUUUCACCAUCGAAAGCACUCGUGUUCGAGGCCGAACAGGGAAUGUCCUCAAGCUGAAGGUCAACUUCCUCCCAGAAAUAAUCACCCUGUCGAAAGAAGUCCGCAACCUUAAGUGGCUAGGGUUCCGGGUUCCUCUCGCAAUAGUCAACAAAGCUCACCAAGCAAAUCAGCUCUAUCCUUUUGCUAUUUCUCUGAUUGAAAGCGUCCGUACAUACGAACGGACCUGUGAAAAGGUGGAAGAACGGAACACCAUUUCCCUCUUGGUUGCUGGGCUAAAGAAGGAAGUGCAGGCUUUGAUUGGGGAAGGAAUUGCUCUAGUGUGGGAAUCGUACAAACUGGACCCAUAUGUCCAACGGCUGGCAGAGACAGUCUUCAACUUCCAGGAAAAGGUUAAUUUUCUUUGAAGUUUAUUAUUGGGAUUUGGGUUUUUUGCAGUGCAUGAUUUAUCAAUAAUGUAUUGCUUCAAUAAAGAAACCUUGGAGAACUUGCCAUUCAGCUGUUCAGUAGCCAUAGUGCCAACACUCUAAAGCUGGCCUGGCAGGAAAGCCUCAUGCUACAAUGGAUUUUGAUACAGCCUUUUUAUAAAAUAUUUCAGUCAACUAGAAGUAAGGCAGCAUUGACUCUAUAUAACAGGUUAUAGUAUUUUUUGUCAAAACCUUAUUAGUACAGUAUUACAUACCAGACAGGAUGUCAGUCUAGUUAGUGAAAUCAAUACUUGAAAAUGCAGUUUUUAUUUGCAUUGUAUUCAAAUGCAGUGAUCCUGAGAGUAAAUAACAACUUACCACUGCUAAUAUGCAUUCACUUGUUUGUCUAAAUUCUGAAUCCACUGGGGGUAAUGAUAUAUUAGACUUACAUGUUGGAAAGGCAACUUAGACAUUUGUUAAUGGGUGGCUUUAUAGAGAACAAUCAUUUUGCAUACUGAAACUGAGCUUUUAAGACUGUUUUCAUUUCUGCCUUUUAGGUGGAUGACUUGCUCAUCAUUGAAGAGAAAAUAGACCUGGAAGUCAGAUCCUUGGAAACUUGCAUGUAUGAUCACAAAACCUUCUCCGAAAUUUUAAACAGAGUUCAAAAAGCUGUGGAUGAUUUGAAUCUUCAUUCAUAUUCCAAUUUACCCAUCUGGGUUAAUAAAUUGGAUAUGGAGGUAAGCUUUGCAAGUGGUUACUGGGACAAGAUAGCUGUAUUUCUUAAUAAGUUUAAUUUUAAAGUUAUCUAGUUUGAACACUUGAGAGAUUUUGAGUUAAAAGCCUGCUGGAAGUUAACAGUUUCCGAAUAUAGCCCAUCAUCUUUCACGGGAUGCAGAGUCCAGCUGCAAGGCUACAAAUGUGUGUGAUACUAAAACAAUAGGCUCAGCAGUAAUGCCUAGCAUACUUCUGCAUUAUUGUUGCUGUUAAUUAAAUUUGUAUACCACUCUUCAUCUAAAUAUCUCCAGGCAGUUGACAGCCUUGUAUGAAAGUAUGUUGUCAGCUGGUGCCUAAAAGGUAUAAGAGCCAAUGACAGCUGUACAGGCAACUCCCCAUUUACGUGUGUUCCAAGGCAUACAUGACCAUCCACACACACAUCACCGCAAUCCCAGAAGUGGCAAAAAGGAGGGGGGAAACGGCCCUAAAAUCAUGAAAAUUGUAUCUAGCAAUCCCACGAGCCUUUGCACCGACCUUUGAGGCCUGUGGAGAGUUGGGAGUUUAAGCAGGGAGUUUUGGAGGCAGCAGUUGUGGAGUUUGGCGCAUUUUUGGUUUUUAAAAGGUUUCCAGAUGUUUAGAGGAUGUUUGCAGGCUUGUUCCCAAUAUACACGAUUUCAAUUAAAUGCAUGGUACCUUGGGACGUAACCCACCACAUAAAUUAGGAGUUGCCUAUAUUUCAGACGAGAGGGAGUUCCAUAACUGGGGUGCUGCCACUGAGAAAGCCCUGCUUUGCAGUACCACAUAAUGAACUGCUGACAGCUGAGGUACCACAGGGAGUACCUCCUCUCCCACCCACCACAGAUCUCAGUACAUAGGUGGGGCUGUGUGGGAGGAGUCACUCGCAGGUACAAAGGUCCCAAGUUGUAUAGUCAAUCACACACACUUCCAGCUAACCUAAUUCAGCCAAGAAGGACAAGUGUCUAGAGGACAUGUUUUCAGUCCAUAUCCUCAGGUCUCAAAGGGGCUAAUAAGAAAGGAUGCUGAUAAGAUAAAUCUUUCUGUGGAUGUUUAGUAGCAUGUGCUAACUUCAGGUCUGCUGCGUUUCUUGCAGUACUUCAGUUUUGUUAAUGCAAUUGCUUCCUAGAUUGAGAGAAUACUGGGAGUUCGUCUGCAGGCUGGGCUGAGAGCAUGGACUCAAGUACUACUUGGUCAAGCGGAUGACAAAGCAGAAGUUGAUAUGGACACAGAUGCUCCACAAGUCAGCCAUAAGCCAGGUGGAGAGCCAAAGAUCAAAGUACGUGGUGUCUUCACCUUGAAUUGAAUCCAUGGAGUCUUGCAAGCUGGAAGUAAUGCAUGUAAAAUCUCUAACUAGAAAAAAAUGUGUAUUGAAAUGAUGCAGUAUAACUUAAGUCUUGUCCUGUGUUUGCACAAUUCUGGUAAAUCUGAUGAUCUUCCACAAAAUUUGGCAUCCAGAGAAUCCAUAAGAAUCCAUAAUUUUGCUGAAUGAAGUUCCCAGCUCUUAUGAUCACAGAAAGAAUGCUUAUACUAUGAGCAUUUAUUUAAAGGCUUGGCGUUGCAGGGAACUGGGAUGUCUUGAGCUCUUUCAUCUAAUCAUUGGCCAGCCUCCGCCAUCCUUUUCCAUGGCCGCCUCUUUUUAGUCCUGUUCAAUUCCCUGCGUCUUGUGGGGAGUAGUUAUUUGUUCUAUUGUUACAGGAUGUAUUGCGUUCAUCAACCUUUACAAUAACUGUUACUGAAUCAAAUGACAAAUAUAUGUACUGAAGACACCAUGCUUGGAAAUAAAUAAAAACAUUUUAAAAAAAGAAUUUCGGAGACAAAGGGUACAGCUCUGUGUCAGGGAGCUUUCAUUCUAAAAUUUGACAGUUUAAGAGAUCAUGGAGGAGUGGAUAUAGGAUUACAUAUAUGUGCUUAGCCUUGAUGGUGAAGAUUAAGGGUUAAGCUAAAGGCUUUACAGGAGAGGUGGUUUUUUGGAAACUCUGAACAGAAUACAUAACUUCGUCUAGUGCAGUUUAUAUUUGUGCUAUACUGCACGGAUACAAAGAUAACUUUCCAACUUAAUACCACCGUCAAAUUUUGGGUAAUGCUACCAGACUAAUGAUAAUUUAAUGCAUUUUGUUAUUACUUCCUCCAGUAAACCAAAACUGAACAUGGCUUUAUAUUCCUGCAGAAUGUUGUUCAUGAACUGCGGAUAACCAACCAGGUAAUCUACCUGAAUCCACCCAUUGAAGACUGUAGAUACAAACUGUUCCAAGAACUGUUUGCUUGGAAGAUGGUAAUACUGUCGCUACCUAGAAUCCAAAGUCAGAGAUAUCAGGUAAGAAUAAAGAAAUACUACUUUUGAAUCUCAAGAAUCUUGAGUUAUCCUAAAUCUUUUUUUUUUUUAAUGUUUUCAAAGCUCUCAUUGCUUUUAAAUCAAAAUGUGGUACAUCUUCUGUGUUUUGUUAGGUGGGUGUGCACUAUGAAUUAUCAGAAGAGGAAAAAUUCUACCGUAAUGCCCUGACACGGAUGCCAGAUGGCCCUUCGGCACUUGAAGAGUCUUACUCUGCAGUCAUGGGGAUUGUAACAGAAGUUGAACAGUACGUGAAGGUAAGAGAACAUGUUAUGUUUCCUAUUCCAGAGUUAUUACGUAACAUUAUUCCACGUGACAGUGUCUUGAUCAAGAAUAUGGAAUGAUGAGUUAUUUAACAUUUGUUUAAAGUACGGAGUUUACAGUUUUAGUUACCAGUUCAUAAACCCGAGAAUUGGAUAUAUCUAAUAGCUUACAAAUCCUUAAAAUGAAAAAUUGAGGUAUUUCUUUUGUGUGUGCACACUCGAUCUGCAGGUUUGGCUCCAGUAUCAAUGUUUAUGGGAUAUGCAAGCUGAGAAUAUCUACAACCGCCUUGGAGAAGACUUAAAUAAGUGGCAAGCACUCUUGGUUCAGAUAAGAAAAGCCAGGGGAACCUUUGACAAUGCUGAAACCAGGAAGGAAUUUGGGCCUGUUAUCAUCGACUAUGGAAAGGUAAACACCCUGAAGGAAAAUAGAUCUGAUAGUAGAAUUAUAGAAUCAUAGAAUUGUGGAGUUGGAAGGAAGCCCAAGGAUCAUCUAGUCCAACCCCCUGCGAUGCGGGAAUAAUGUAGUAGAUAUCUCCUGCAUUAAUUUUCAUUAAGUGGUAUCAAAGAACAGACCACAAGUAGGAGGGGUGGGGGGAUGAGUAACAUCAGUAAAUAAACUUAGUUGAUCUCUAAGGUGCUACUGGACAAUUUUUUAAUUUAUUUCUACAGUAUAUAAGAAACACAAGUUUGCAAAUUAUAAGAUAGAUGGCAUAGAGUAAAAUUACCACUCUUUUAAUUGUAUAGGUGCAAUCGAAGGUGAACUUGAAGUAUGAUUCCUGGCAUAAGGAAGUGCUCAGCAAAUUUGGUCAAAUGCUGGGCCAAAACAUGACAGAGUUCCAUUCUCAAAUUUCCAAGGUAAGUUUGCCAAAAUUCGUCCCACUGAAAAUACCAAAGCAGAAUUUUUUGCCAAAGGUGCCCCUAACCAUAGAUAGCAACACUUGCUUCUCUUCUCUCAAUAUGGGAUGAAGGAGAUUGUUCCAUGUCAAAGCUUGCUUUCUUUCUUUGUUAAUCUUAGAGGGGGGAAACCGUAUGCGUAAUAGUGGGGUGUCUGAAGAACUGUGAGUGCCUGUACUAUGCCUGUAUUAAACUAAUUGAGUGUGAUUGGCACCUCCAUAGAGGCUUUACUUGUCUUUCGAACAGGGCAUCUAAAACUUACUCCCUUUCCUUUAUGAGAACAUUUUUUAAAAUUUCAUUUUUUCCCAUUUCUUAGUCACGGCAAGAGCUGGAGCAGCACUCAGUGGACACAGCCAGCACAUCCGAUGCCGUGACGUUCAUCACAUACGUGCAGUCACUGAAACGCAAAAUCAAACAAUUUGAGAAACAAGUUGAGGUAAGCUUUCUACAACACGUUUCUGCAAUCAGUUUCAAUGGGGAAAGCUUUACCACUCUUCAUCCAAAUAUCUCCAGGCAGUUCACAGCCUUGCAUGAAAGUAUGUCGACAGCUGGUGCCUAAAAGCUAUAAGAGCCAAUGACAGCUGUACAGGCAACUCCCCAUUUACUUGUGUUCCAAGGCAUACAUGACCAUCCACACACACAUCACCACAAUCUUUAUUACAAGAAGAUAUGUGAUCAAAGCCUGUACCAAAUAAAACAUUGCUGUACAUAUCUCCUGUUCGGGGGAUACAUCAAAAUAAAAUAACCUUUAAAAAAACCUACAUGGUGACGAGUUUCAGUGUAACGGUAGCAUCUGAACUUGACACUUUUUGUUAGAAUCGUAACUUAUUUUUUUGGUGCCUGUAGCUCUACCGUAAUGGCCAGCGUUUGCUUGAGAAGCAGAGGUUCCAAUUUCCUUCAUCCUGGUUGUACAUUGAUAACAUUGAAGGAGAAUGGGGUGCUUUCAAUGACAUCAUGCGUCGAAAGGAUUCUGCCAUUCAGCAGCAAGUAGCAAACCUGCAAAUGAAAAUCGUUCAGGAAGAUCGAGCUGUGGAGACUCGUACAGUUGACUUACUGACAGACUGGGAGAAAACAAAGCCUGUAACUGUAAGUUGUCUUCAGUGCUCUGGCAUUUUGAGCCUUAAGUCAUCAUUCCUUUGACACCUAUGAUCUCCUUUAGCCAAAACAUGCAUCUAGUAGUGCACUUAGCACUUAACAGCAUGAUCACCAUACAAAUAUUAUCCUGCCUUAAGUCAGGCUGAGACCCACCAAUUGAAGACCAAUGAUCUAAAUUAUGUUUCCGUUAUGAAUGUUUGUAAUUGUGCCUAGCUGUCUCAUUCACUAACAAACCCCAAUGAUACUUGGGACUAACCGACUCAACACGACCUUGAGAACUGGAAUUUGGUGCUUUUAUAUUCCUUGACAUCCAACUUAAUGGGAAGUCUGAAAACGGGGUGCUUGUACCUCUCUUCUGCAAAACUGGGAUAUGCUAUAUUUCAAAAUAGCUUAAGGUAGUCGUACACGAUCUAUAAAAGUGAAAUUUGGUACACGUAGUCAAAAGUUCCACCUUACAUAACAGUGAACUCCACUAUGCCUAGUCUGAUAAUAGUAUUUCACUUCUUUCUUCAGGGCAACCUGCGCCCAGAGGAAGCUCUCCAAGCCCUUACCAUCUACGAAGGAAAGUUUGGAAGGUUGAAGGAUGACCGUGAGAAAUGUGCAAAGGCCAAGGAAGCUCUGGAACUCACAGAUACAGGACUUCUCAGUGGUAGCGAAGAACGUGUUCAGGUAUGAAAAUCUAGUAGCCGGGUGUAUAAAUUUCAGCUGCUGUAUUCCGUAGAAAGAUCUUUCCAGCUACGCUGAUCGAAACCUACUAGAAUUAUUUGUCAUAUCCUGCUUUCCCCCCUCUAAAAUUACCAAUGUUUCGAACCAUCUCUUGUCUCGUAGGUUGCUUUAGAAGAGCUCCAAGACCUUAAAGGAGUCUGGUCUGAGCUUUCCAAGGUCUGGGAACAGAUUGAUCAAAUGAAGGAGCAACCGUGGGUUUCAGUACAGCCUCGCAAGGUACUUCAGCUGUGUAUAUGUAAAGAACUUGAGGACCAUAGCAAGAGAAAUUGCAAAUCUAUCCUCUUAAAACGCUGCAAAACAGAAGCUGAAAAUGUUCUGCCGUAUAGUCAGCAUUGACGUGGUUUGGCACAUAUUUGAUAGCUCUGAUUAAACCUACGCCCCAGGGACCUCAAUCCUGCCCAGAGCACCCUGACCAUCUCUGCACAUCUCUGAACUAACUUGGGCAUAGGAAGCUAACCUGUCAGUAAGGCAAAGAGACCAGCCUACCAAUGGCUACCACUGCAGGCUUCAACAUCAGCUUCUUUACCUUUCUAUUUAAAUUAGCAGUGCAGCUCGUCGGCAUUUGUAAUCAAGGGGAAAGAAUUUGGGAUGCAGAGAAGGAUGGUGAGGAUGUUGGAUGACAGGUAGAUUUAGGUUUGUAAGAUGGGUGGGGGCAUCUGCUAUGACAUUUGGAAGACUUUGGGGGACUUUGGGGAGUUGCAGAGGGAUGCUCAGCAAAGGAGAAGCUGAAAUUAUGUUGCGAACCACCCUGACAUCUAUGGAUAAAGGGUGGUAUACAAAUUUAAUAAAUAAUUAAAAAAAUGGGGGGGCGUGGUGGUACUGGUAUGGAAUUUGGGCAGGCAAGAUGCAGAAAAGUAGCACAUUGGGACCAUUUUAGAAGAACACUUAGAAUGAGUUUGUGAGGCUAGUCUUUUUUAGGGAGUCUUUGGGUGACUUGAUAAAGAGCAUAAAGAACAGCUUAUGGGUAGACAUGCAGAUGGGCUCUUGUUGUAUCAGAAAGGAGAACAAGAUAAUAACUUGGUCGGUGUUCCUGGCAAAUAGGACUACUUGGGUGAGCCGUCCGUUAAUAAAAAUGACAAAUGGGUAAUACUCAGCAAUUUGUGCAGUCUGUUAACUGGAUAAAACUUGCUCCCUAUCUUCCUUAUAGCUCCGUCAAAGUCUAGAUGGCUUACUCAACCAGCUGAAAAAUUUCCCUGCUCGCUUACGGCAAUAUGCAUCCUAUGAAUACGUGCAGAGGCUGCUGAAAGGUUACAUGAAGGUAAGCUUGCUGGUGAAAGACCUCUGGAUAGAACAUCGUGCUGAUGCCUAACAAGACAAGUUUACACCUUUUCUUCAUUUCUACCCCCCACAGAUAAACAUGUUGGUGAUAGAGUUGAAGUCAGAGGCUCUUAAAGAUCGCCAUUGGAAGCAACUGAUGAAGAGGCUGCACGUGAAUUGGGUGGUUUCCGAACUAACCCUGGGGCAGAUCUGGGAUGUUGAUUUGCAGAAGAAUGAACUGAUUGUGAAAGAUGUGCUACUUGUAGCACAGGGAGAGAUGGCACUGGAAGAAUUCUUGAAGCAGGUAGCUAUUGGCUUUUAAUAAAUACUUUUGCUCAUUCAAAAACUUUAAAUCUAUAUUUCCAGCGAAGUUCCCUUAACUCAAACAAAACCAUUGUCACUGAAGGAAGACAAGUCCUGAUGCAAUGGUUGCUACUUAUUUCUGACCCUGCAUUAGUGAGAGAGUAAAGGGAAAGUGGCAAGAAGGCUUGCUGGAAAAGGCUAAAGAGGCUUCCUUCAAGGAACACAGCCUUCUGCACUCAGGAGUGCUGGGGAGUUUUCUUCCUUAAGAGGAAACAGCAACUUGCUGGCAAUAUUCUGUCCUUCCCAAGGAAGUCCAGUUUUUUAGAGGACAGUUGGUUAAACCUAUGUCAGGCUGCAGAGUGUACUUCAAAAAGUUCUGUUCUUAGAAGCUGCUGUUGAUUUUAAUCAUCUAUGUAUUGAAUAUUUUUGAUCGAUAGUGUUAACGUUUUAUAUUUUUGUAAACUGCUUGUUUCUAUCAAGCAGAAUAUACAUUUUAUUAGCUAAAGAAACAGCUAAUUACUCUAGAAUGAAAUAAUGAUAGAAUCAAAAGUUGAAUCAUUUGAACAUCUGGCCACAUUUAUGAGACAAAGGUCUUGCUUCCUGAUGAUCACUUGUUACAUAAAGAUGUUCUCUGGCUCUUCAUCAUUUGUUGGGCUAUUUUUAAAGAAAAGCUGCCUUGGUCUGCCUGAUUUUUUACCUUUAAUCCUAAACAUCACUGUACAUUGUUUUCUGUAAAGAUACGAGAAGUGUGGAACACCUAUGAGCUGGAUUUGGUUAACUACCAGAACAAAUGUCGUUUGAUUCGUGGCUGGGAUGACCUUUUCAACAAAGUCAAAGAGCACAUCAACAGUGUUUCUGCAAUGAAGCUAUCGCCAUACUACAAGGUAGAAUCCAAAAUGUAUCUUUUGCUCUUUUCAUUUCUGUCUCUUAAUGUAUUCAGGAAUGUUAAUGCAUAUGCUUCAGUUUGCACCCUUUUGUAUAGCUAUGACUAACUAGCAAGCACUGAACACAAUUAUAUGAGCUUCCCCACAAUCCAGCCUGCUUUCUGAGAUCAUCUUGGUCCUAAUUUCCCUGGAAUUGCAUUUAGUUGGCACUGGGCAGAGGGUGUUUUCGGUGUCUCGUGCCCAGGCUUUUGAACCCUCUCCCAAGAGAGGCUCAUCUCAGCCCUUCUUAAAUGCCCUUAUGCUGGGUUGUUUUAAAACCUUCUAUUUUAGGAAGGCUUUUGAGCCAUAAGUGUUUUUUGAGCUUUUGCUGAUCAGUUUGUUCUGGUUUUUUAUUCUUGGUGUACUUUUUUGAUUAUGCAUUUUUUACAUUUAUUGUUAGACACGUUAAUCCCUUAUUGAGGAAAAUGUGGUUAUAAAUUUUCUUUAAUAUAGAUAACACAGCUUAAAUAUAGUUGCAUUGUGCUUUGUUUACAAUGUGUAACUCAGUUACAUAAAUUAAAGCCAUUUAUUGAUCUGUAGGUGUUUGAAGAAGAUGCCCUAAGCUGGGAAGACAAACUGAAUCGUAUCAUGGCACUUUUUGAUGUCUGGAUAGAUGUCCAGAGGCGCUGGGUUUACCUGGAAGGUAUCUUCACUGGGAGCGCUGAUAUCAAGCACCUGUUGCCUGUUGAAACACAGAGAUUCCAAAGGUAAUGUUUUGUUCUUGAAGAUAAAUGUGAAUGCAGGAAUCUCUGUAACUUCUUAUUUCACCCAGGAGGCUUUCAUGUAUCCCUCCUUUGAGACAUUGACUGGUGGUGGUUCUGUUUUGUUUCAAUGCUCUCUCUUCUUGACUUCACAGCAUCAGUACAGAGUUUCUGGCCCUCAUGAAAAAGGUGUCCAAAUCUCCCCUGGUCAUGGAUGUUCUGAAUAUUCAGGGUGUACAGAGAUCACUGGAAAGAUUAGCAGACUUGCUUGGGAAGAUCCAGAAAGCUUUGGGAGAGUAUCUGGAGAGAGAGAGAGCUUCUUUCCCUCGGUAAAGAAUUGAUAUUUCACUGCAUUAGUUUUGUUCUAUAAGCAAACUCUGGCAUUAAUACAGUGUCCCCCAGGCUUUAUGUUACCUUAUCAUCCUCCAUGUUCUAAUCUUGUGUUUGACCAAAAAAAUUAAACCACCUGUGCAGAUUUUGGCUUGGAAAUAAUUUGGAUUGGGGACAAGCUUUUAAAAGAGAGUGAACAUUGGCAUUAAGAUAUAGCUAGAGUUACGUAAAUGCCUUCAGUGUAUUAUAAUGCAGUGAAGAGCUAUACUUUAUUAAAUUUCUGUACCACCCUUCAUCUGAAGAUCACAGGGCAGUUUACGAUUUAAAAACACAAAAAUAUAUACCGUUAUAACUAACAAAAACAAUACCCCCCAGUAUUAUCAUUUAUUAAAUUUAAUUUGGGAGCCUUGGAUUGAGAAGUUUUGUGACCUGACACAAUACUGUAUAGUAACUGGAUUCAGUAAUUUGCGGUUUGGGCUUCCCAUGUUGUCUUGAAACUAAUUACCUAUUAACGGCAAAUGUGAAUAUGUAAAUACAAUAAACAAUGCUGUCAGCUUUAUUAUUUUAUGUUCGAAUGACUUCAGCCUGGCUCUUCAACCCAGAAGAGCGGCUUACAAACAUCAGUAGUAAGAUGGGGCCCUGGUCUUAAGCUUACAACCUAAAUGUGUGAUACCCAAAAAAUACUGGGAGGGAGGCAGGAAAAAAGUAAACUCGGGCACUAGUUCGCCACAGUCAGAGGCAGUAGUGCUUCAGAAUGCCAGUCACUGGAAACCACAGGAGAGAAGAGUGCUCUUGAGCUCAGGCUCUGCUUGAGGGUUUCCCAUAGACAGCUGGGUGGCCACUGAGAGCAGGGUGCUGGACUAGAUGGACUACUGGCCUGAACCUCUUCUGUUAGUCAACAAAGGUGUUUGAUCAACUGGAAUGGAAAGAGUUGAAGGGGUUGGAGGAGCAAAAGGUUGCUGGUUUCAGCUGAGCUGAUGAAGUGGCCCCUUCUCCCUUCCUCUGCUGCAUCCCGAUGGAGUGGGAGCUCCCAGGUAACCGUUGUGGGCGGGAGAAGCCUGAUAGAACUGGCUUCUCAGCAUAGCUGAUGGCUGCUCUGUUUCCUUUCACGCGCUCUACUUCAGCCUAAUGGAACAGCUCCAGUCAGCUGACAAAAUGUAGUCUUCUGUUGCUUCACUUGACAGUCCACAUAGAAAAAUCCUGGGUUUAUUGAAGGUACUAGGUGCUUGUCACUUUGCAUUUCGCCGUAUCCCUUUUUGUCCAUUAAAAUGGCAAGCUUUCUUUUUUUUUAGGUUCUACUUUGUUGGCGACGAAGACUUGCUCGAAAUCAUAGGGAACAGCAAGAACGUAGCUAAACUGCAGAAGCACUUCAAGAAGAUGUUUGCUGGAGUGUCGAGCAUCAUCCUUAACGAGGACAGCUCCAUUGUUCUGGGAAUAUCUUCACGCGAGGGAGAGGAGGUACAGUGAAGGGAUACCUCACUCUUUAAAACAGGUGGGGAACCUCCGAACAACCAGGCCAUCAGGAGCAAGCUACGCCCACCUGCCUUACACCUGACAACAGGUGAAGGGCAUGUAGAGGCAGGGCUUGGCAGGAUCCACCAAUUGGCUUUCCAGGAGCCCAAGCAUCAGUUGGUUGUCAGGCACUUGGGAAGUGCUGUUCAAGGAGCUCUGCAACUUCCUUUGGAAAGAACAAAAGGCUCUGUUCUUACAAGUAUUUAUUUUUUCCAAAGGUCAGCAGGUUUGGAGUUACUGCAUAUCAGCUGAUAGGUGGUAACUCCAAACCCUUUGAAUCAGCUGUGUGUUCAAGUGUCCCGUAGUAAGCUUGGUCACACAACCAAUCCCUGCAGAAAGAAGGUUUAAAACAAGUUACUUCUUGUCAGCUGAAUUCCAAGUCUCUGGUGCUUCAAAGCACCACACAGGGCAAUUUGCAAGCUUUGCACGUCGCUGUGAAGUCCUCACACGUUGCAGGUCUUCUGUCUCCCUGCGAUGAAUUUGACAAAUGUGCAGACUGUUACAUCUGGCCCACCAGCUAGAAAGAUUCCUCAUCCUAGCUUUUAUGAAAAGAAAAACACACUUAAACUUGAUUUUUUUCCCCUUCAGGUGUUGUUCAAAACUCCCGUUUCAAUCACGGAGCAUCCCAAGAUCAACGAGUGGCUCACACUUGUUGAGAAAGAAAUGAGAGUCACACUUGCCAAGCUGCUUGCUGAGUCUGUCACGGAAGUCGAAAUCUUUGGCAAAGCAACCUCUAUUGACCCAGCUACCUACAUCUCCUGGAUUGACAAAUACCAGGUAUAGGUUCUCUUCAGCCUUCAGUAAAAUGCAUUGUGCUUUUUGGGGAAGGAAAGGGAAACAUCUGGCAAAAGCCAAUGCCUAUUUUUGUUUUAAUGCUCUAGGCCCAGCUUGUUGUCCUGUCAGCCCAGAUUGCCUGGUCAGAAAACGUGGAGUCUGCUUUGAGUGGCAUGGGCGGGGGCGGUGACAGCAGCCCUCUGCAGUCUGUGCUGACCAAUGUUGAGGUCACCCUGAAUGUGCUUGCAGACUCUGUGCUGAUGGAGCAGCCACCUCUCCGCAGAAGGAAGUUGGAACACCUGGUAAGCCGCAGCCUUCAUUAUGCUCUCUAGACGUCCCAUCUCCAAUUGCUUUUAAACAUGAUGAUGUUUCAUGAAAUAGUUGUUUUGAUACUUUGCAUUCUGAAUUUCACCUUUUCUUUUUUCAAAAGAUCACUGAGCUGGUCCACCAAAGGGAUGUCACGCGAUCACUGAUUAAAAGCAGAAUUGACAACUCGAAAUCCUUCGAUUGGCUGAGCCAGAUGAGGUUCUACUUUGACCCUAAACAGACAGACGUGUUGCAGCAACUGUCCAUCCAGAUGGCCAAUGCCAAGUUCAACUAUGGCUUUGAAUAUCUUGGCGUUCAGGAUAAACUGGUGCAGACGCCUCUUACUGAUCGAUGCUACCUGACAAUGACCCAAGCUUUGGAAGCCAGGCUGGGAGGUUCUCCAUUUGGUAGGUUACUCUUUUCUGUAUGCCCAUUUCUCAAAAGCUUUCUUAACGCUGGAAACAAAAAAUUGUGUGUUCAGGUAGCAAAGCAAUUUUAAUAGCUGCACAGAUAAUUUAGUCUUAACUAAAAGGAUCUCGGGUGUUUGCUUUGAGACAUAUAAUACAGCAGUCUUGCUGAAACUAAACACAUCUACUUAAUUACUGGAUAGAAGAUCCCCUGCGAGUCCUUUGUACAAUGCCUUAGGGUUCUAGUUUGGUAUCGAGCUGGAAUUCGACUUGAAUCCUCCAAAGACUGAGGGUUAUAAGAAAAUUGUAUGGCUAUAAAGCGGUAACAAGUGUUGGGCAUGGCUAUCAUUUGGAAGUGAUGGUUAAGAUGACAUGAAGCAUGUCUCUUUUUUUAUUUAAUGGACAGGGCCUGCUGGAACCGGUAAAACAGAAUCCGUUAAGGCUCUUGGUCACCAGCUUGGACGCUUUGUUCUCGUGUUCAACUGCGACGAAACAUUUGACUUCCAGGUAUGGUGGUUUCAACUAUAAUUAUGCUACCUUGGAAUACUGAUAAUAAAUCAUGCAAGUUUCAAGUGUCAAGCGUACAGGGAAGCUAUAGCUGGUUUCACUGGGCAGCCCCAUAUUCUGAAGCGAGAGAAGGAGCACUUCUGUGAUUCUGUGUCUGUACAAAAGAUUGGUACCCUACAGGAUGCCCUGCCCAAUAAUAGCAAUUUCUGCCUCUCUAAAACUUAAGGGAAAAUCCAGCCCCGUUUUACAACUGCUCAGUCUACUAUUCUGCCGUAUAAUACUCCACAGUUUCUCAGUGUUCAUUAACCUUCCCCAUCCUUUUUUCAGGCAAUGGGACGCAUCUUUGUGGGUCUUUGCCAAGUGGGCGCGUGGGGCUGCUUUGACGAAUUCAACAGACUUGAGGAGCGAAUGCUUUCUGCCGUUUCCCAGCAGGUCCAGUGCAUCCAAGAAGCCUUGCGAGAGCACUCAAAUCCAAACUUGGAGAAAAGUAUGUUUGAUGCACACGCCCUGCUGCUAAUUAUUCAUGUGUGGUAUCUAACAGGAUACAACAACUGAAACAAACUCAGGGGGGCCUCCGACCAAUUAACAUCUCUCUUAAAACUGGACAUUAUAAACAUGGGUUCUAUCGCUGUGCUAUAUUUUUGCUAGUCCAUUGUCACAGUGGCAACAGCCUCACAUGCUCGGGGUGAGACAAGCAGUAGAGUCAGGCAGGCAAGUGAGUGGGGAUGGGGCAGAGGGGUGAGCAAAGCAAUAGGGGUGGUGGCAGUGAGCUGGGCUUAGGGAAGUGGGGCAGGUCAGCUGAGAGAGGUGGGGUGGUGGGUUGAGUGAGAGGGGUGGUUCAGGUGAGCUGCAAAGGUUUGAUGAGUAAGGGGAUGAGCUAUGGGGAGCAGGUGCUUGGACAAAGAGUAGGGGGAAAGGAGGGGAUUUUGGAGAGAAGGGAGGAAGAGAAGGGUGCUUGGAGAUCUAAGCAAGUAUGGAAUCCACAAAGAACAGAAGUCUGAGUAAUUCAUUCUUCCCUGUCUUUCCCAAAAGCCUAGGGUGGUUUCUGUUUCUGUGUCGCUUCUCUGAGAAUUAUUUACCUCUUUGGGCUUUGGAAGUCUAACCCUUGCUGACUUCCUUUCAUGUGUGCGUGCAUACGCAAGUUGAUUUGGUUAAGAACAGCAAACUGAACGACCAAUGCUUGCUUCCAGCUUCCACCACCAUUACCUGUGAGUUGCUGAACAAACAAGUGAAAGUGAGCGCAGACAUGGCAAUUUUCAUCACAAUGAACCCUGGCUAUGCCGGUAGAUCAAAUCUCCCAGACAACUUGAAGAAACUGUUCCGGAGCUUGGCCAUGACAAAACCUGACCGUCAGCUGAUUGCCCAAGUCAUGCUGUAUUCCCAGGGAUUUCGGACAGCAGAAGUGCUUGCCAACAAGAUUGUCCCAUUCUUCAAGUAAGAAACACUGCUGGUAGUAGAAGCACAUAGCAUGAUUUGUUCUUAGAGCUGUGUGAAUUCAGCAUUAACUGGCCCAACCUGCUGCUGGCACUGUUACAUUUCUGAAACUUAAUCGUCAGUUAUUCUGAUGCAUCUGACUGUGCUUAAUCAUUUGUCAUGCAACCGUAGUAUAACUUGCCAAGCCAACUUCAGCAUUAAUCAGUUGGUGUCUUUGGCUUCUUAGGUUAUGUGAUGAGCAGCUCUCCUCUCAAAGCCAUUAUGACUUUGGCUUGAGAGCUCUGAAGAGCGUCCUGAUCAGUGCUGGCAACGUGAAGAGAGAGAGGAUUCAGAGAAUAAAACGGGAGAAGGAGGAGCGUGGUGAAGUGGUUGAUGAAGGAGAAAUUGCUGAGAACUUGCCAGAACAAGAGGUAUAGCCUGGGUUUGCAUGUGACGAAACUAAUGUAAAGUACAGUUACAUACGCAGAUGCUUUGAGACUAUGGAUGCACAAAAGGAGUGUAGUGUUAAAUUGUUUUCUUGCACCCUGUAUUCAAGCCUAUCCUGCCUCUUGCUGCCGUAGAUGUUGCUUUAGCUGGCUACCAGUAGGCUUUGGUAGAAGGCAUCUGAAUUGGUGUCAGAAGUGCUGCUGUUCAUCAUGAGGGUGAACAAACUUGACAUCUUCUCCAUAGUAUAAUAUCUAAAAAUCUAAAUGAAAAUUCAGUAAUUGACAUUGCAUCAUUCACAAAGCUUUUAUUUCUUUACAUUUUAUCUAGCAUGUAGAUCUUAAGUAUUUGUGCUUCAAUUUUGCAUUUUUAUCUUGCGAACCACCCUGAGAUUUUUGGGUGAAGGGUGGUAUAUAAAUUUAAUAAAUAACAAUGAUAAUAAUAAUUAAAAAGUAUUUCUGAUGUAGGAUCUCAAUUUGAUAUUGUACCCAGAAGUAUCACUUGAGUAUUUUCAUAAUGCUUCUCACGCCAGUUAAUAAGCAAGUUGGUUUUUUUGUUCUUCUGUGUAGAUCCUGAUCCAGAGUGUCUGUGAAACAAUGGUACCCAAAUUGGUUGCAGAAGACAUACCAUUGCUUUUCAGUCUCUUGUCCGAUGUGUUCCCUGGCAUUCAGUAUCACCGUGGAGAAAUGACUGCCCUGAGGGAAGAGCUUAAGAAGGUCUGUCAGGAAAUGUACCUGACGUACGGCGAUGGGGAAGACAUUGGCAGCAUGUGGGUUGAAAAGGUACGUUACGUCAGUGCUCACUGCCAACAAAUAGCACAGAGUUAUGUGAGAUCUGGCCACAAACAGCCUUCUAGACAUUUAAACAAGAUAAUUAUAUCUUCCUUGUAUUUAUAUUCUAUCUCCCCUCCAUCAUGGAACCCAAGGUAGUAUACCUGUGGUUGCCAGGUGUCGCCCACCCAAGCACUGAGCAAACCCAGACUUGCUUAGCUUCAGCAAAGUGAUGGCUUUACUUGUUUUUGGACCAUGACAGUUGGACCCACCCAAAGCAUUCUACCUUAAGAUGUUCCUCAUGCAACACUUUGAUUUUUCUCCUUCUCCAUAGGUUCUUCAGCUCUACCAAAUUACCCAGAUCAAUCAUGGUUUGAUGAUGGUGGGCCCAUCUGGAAGUGGAAAGACCAUGGCUUGGAGAGUUCUUCUGAAAGCACUGGAGAGGCUGGAGGGUGUGGAAGGUGUUGCUCACAUCAUCGAUCCCAAAGCCAUCAGCAAAGACCAUCUCUAUGGCACUCUCGAUCCCAACACCAGAGAGUGGACAGAUGGACUGUUCACGCAUGUCUUGAGAAAGUGAGUGUGUGCUAUAAGUAAAGGUGUGAGCUAGAAAUUUCUCCCUGGUGUAGGAAGAACUUGGGCUGGCUGGACGUUCUCUCACAUGGCCCUACAUUAUUCCCUUGUCUAGGAUAAUAGAUAACGUGAGAGGUGAACUACAGAAACGGCAGUGGAUCAUCUUCGAUGGAGAUGUUGAUCCUGAGUGGGUUGAGAAUUUGAACUCUGUUCUGGAUGACAACAAGCUGCUGACACUGCCAAAUGGAGAACGUCUGAGCCUUCCACCAAACGUAAGGCUAGCUACUUUUUUUUCCCAAAUAAGAAAAUAAAUCUGCUUGGACAAUAUUGCCAGAUUGGGAAAAUGUCUGUUAUUUUGAGAUGCUUGUGUCAGCCAGGAAAUUAAUUUUAAGGUGUUUCCAACAGACACAGUUUGGAAGUAGGUUGUUACUCCCUGGUUUUGUCAUGUUGGGUUUUGCCAGUUCCCAUUAGAUUAUGAGGAACUGCCUUACUUAAAGGGCUGGCUAUAAAAUAUUACUUGAGGUUUAACUUGUACCAUUCUGAUUGCAAUGCUGUCUUAAUGCUCCCAGUGGCCUCUUAACAGGCUAAGGUUAGUCAAAGGAGAAAACUCUUAGAAGUUAGACACAGCUGUGUCCUCAGAUAAUUUUGAGGCCGGCACUGGUUUCUAAGCCAUCAUUCUGCUUUUUCCCAUAGGUGCGCAUCAUGUUUGAAGUUCAAGAUCUGAAGUAUGCUACUCUGGCCACAGUGUCAAGGUGUGGCAUGGUUUGGUUCAGUGAAGAUGUUCUAAGCACUGACAUGAUUUUCAACAACUUCCUGGCCAGACUGAGGAGCAUCCCUCUGGAUGAAGGUGAAGAGGAAGCUCAGCGUAGGAGAAAGGGCAAGGAAGAUGAAGGAGAGGAAGCAGCUUCCCCAAUGUUGCAGGUAUAGUUCAAGAGUAGAUAACAUAAAAGAUUGCAAUACCACCUUGCUGUGGGCACGCAAAUUAUUAUACUAGUAGUUCAGCUCUAUUUUGCCCGAUAAUGGUUGACGAAAUGCUGUUUCAACAGAUUCAGAGAGAUGCAGCAACAAUUAUGCAGCCAUACUUCACAUCGAAUGGGCUGGUGACGAAGGCGCUUGAACAUGCUUUCAAGCUGGAGCACAUCAUGGACCUCACUCGCUUGCGCUGUCUUGGCUCCCUCUUCUCCAUGUUGCACCAGGCUUGCCGCAACGUAGCACAGUACAAUGCCAACCAUCCAGACUUCCCUAUGCAGAUAGAUCAGCUGGAACGCUACAUCCAGGUAAUUCCCAUAGCUAAGUAAAUAAAAAAGAGGAAACUGUCAAGCUGCCAGCCUUGUUAAUUAAUCUUGCUGUUAAUUUUCAUGUGGCUCUCUUGUGUGGGAUUCCCUUUUUUUUCUCCUGCACUUUUACUGAUCAGUUUCUGAACUUUCUCAGCGAUUCCUCGUGUAUGCGAUUCUGUGGUCCCUUUGCGGAGACAGCCGUCUGAAGAUGAGAGCCGAGCUGGGUGAAUACAUCAGGAGAAUCACAACUGUGCCACUGCCUUCUGCACCAAAUAUACCUAUCAUUGAUUACGAGGUGAAAAAUAAACCUUUCCAUUUUCUAAAUGCCAGGCUUAAUGUAAUUACUUAUUGAUGCUAUUUGCACAAAACUUCAUCAAUACAACAAAAUAGAUGAUUUCAUAGCCUUCUUCCAGAGACCUGGCAGCAACAUAUUUAUUCAGUGCACUUAGGUUUUGGACCAUGCGCUUAACUAAACAAAUUUCUUGGUGAUUUGAAUCUAAGGCUGUCGUCAGAUUUAAAAACUGAUCCUUGAGCCUUAUUGAUCUUGUUGGUUUUUAAUUCAUACAGUUGUAUAUCAGAAUAAAUAAGUUCAAAAUAAAAGCAUACUUUGCUUUUAGAUGAUAUACUCAGGUAUUUUAGAGUCAUUUCCCCCUCUCACUCAGAAGUGUAUUAGCUGCUGUCUGUAAUGAGUUUCUUUGUUAAACACUUUCAUAAAGUGUUCUUAAUUUGCUGUCAGCUUAGUGGAGGCACUUCACUUUUUUAAAAUUCCAGCAAACAAAAGCAGGGCCAACAUAAAUAUAUAGGAGUCAGUAGUACCAGCAAUAUAUACACAAACUUAUUUUAAAUGCUUUUGAUCAGCUUAACGUUGCAAUUAAUGUUAAACCUUGAAGUAGCCGCUUUAAACAACACCAAGUUAUUGUUUAGGCAGCAAGAGAAGCAGAUAAUGCCAGAUACUUAAUUUUCUUUCUCUCUCUCCAUAGGUCUCAAUUACUGGCGAGUGGAUUCCCUGGCAGUCAAAGGUCCCGCAGAUUGAAGUCGAGACUCACAAAGUGGCAGCUCCUGAUGUUGUGGUGCCAACCCUAGACACCGUCCGCCACGAAGCAUUGUUGUAUACUUGGCUUGCGGAGCACAAACCACUGGUGCUGUGUGGGCCGCCAGGUUCUGGAAAGACCAUGACUCUCUUCAGUGCACUCAGGGCUUUGCCUGACAUGGAGGUAAACGGUUCUUUGUGUGUGACCUUCUCCCAUUCCAAACAUUCUGAAUGAGUAACCACAUCUGCAGGAUUUAAAAUGCCACUGAGCUGCAGAAGAUCAGAAAAAUUUAUUCAUCCUCCACGUUUAAUUAAAUCUCUCUGCACAACAAUGCAAUAAGCAGAACGAGCGAGGAGGCGCUCAUUCCUCUGGUUUUUUGCCAAGCCAUUGUGUAGCUAGUUCAUUGCUGCCUCUGAGCCAGAAUGGUUUGUUAGUUUAAGAACUUUAGAUACCACUUUUCAAGUUUACAAAAAGCAGUUAAAACAAAUUCAGCUAACCUGGCAUGCUAGCAGAAGAGCAAGAGAGGGAAGUCACGAUGUUGACUUCCUCCCAUAGAAACAUGAGCUGCAUUCAUAAAGAACAAAGGAAGGCGAGCAACAAAACUUUAAAAGCUGUCACCAGUCGGCAGUGUUUAUGCCUCUUGGAUCUUGCCGCAUAUUCCUUUCCUGAUCACAUCCUUGCAUUUUUAGGUGGUUGGUCUGAAUUUCUCCAGUGCUACAACUCCAGAGUUGCUCCUGAAAACCUUUGAUCACUACUGUGAAUACAGGCGUACGCCUAACGGUGUGGUGUUGGCUCCUGUCCAGCUAGGAAAGUGGCUGGUGCUCUUCUGUGACGAAAUCAACUUGCCGGAUAUGGAUAAAUACGGCACACAGAGAGUCAUAUCCUUCAUCAGACAGGUGAGUAUAAGUCAGAUUAAAGAACUCAACCUUUUUUGUCGUAGUUAAACUCCGUCGUAACCGCCUCUCUCAAAUCCUCAGAUGGUGGAACAUGGAGGUUUCUACCGCACAUCUGACCAGACAUGGGUGAAACUGGAGCGAAUUCAGUUUGUUGGAGCGUGUAACCCGCCUACAGAUCCUGGAAGGAAGCCUCUUUCACAUAGGUAAUGUGUCCACAUUGCUGUCUAUAAGUUGCUGAAGGUUUAAGGAUCAAACCUGCAGUCUACAUACAUAUUAAUGUGCUUUACUAAGAAGUAGGAUUCAGCCUUUCAAAUGCUCUAUUAAUGUUUUGGCUGCUGGAAUGUAGAACUUCAGAGUCUUUUUGUUGUUGCAGUAGGCUUUGCACGCUAGUUCUGACACCUUGAACAUGGCUUGGCAUCUCAAUAGCAGCCAGUGCUGUGCUUUCAGGACCAGUGAAAGCUUUCGGGAUCUGUUUUUGCCUUAUCUAGACCCAUGUAUUUAGCCUAAUAGCUGAGGUGCUACAGAACUCACCUCUCCUGUAUGCCUUUCUAGAUUUCUGCGCCAUGUUCCUGUUGUGUACGUGGACUAUCCUGGCCCAGCUUCCCUCACUCAGAUCUAUGGCACUUUCAAUCGCGCUAUGUUGCGCCUCAUUCCAUCUCUCCGCACGUAUGCAGAACCUCUCACUGCUGCCAUGGUUGAGUUCUACACAAUGUCUCAGGUAACUGGAAUGAUAAAGCUCUUCGCAGCUUUUUUAUCAAAUGUCUAGAGCGAGCGGUUAAAAAAUACUUCCCUGGUUACUAUGGACAACUCCUUAUCCUGUUACUUCCAGGAAAGGUUUACUCAAGACACACAGCCGCACUACAUCUAUUCACCCCGUGAAAUGACUCGAUGGGUGAGAGGGAUCUUCGAAGCUCUGAGACCGCUGGAAACGUUGCCUGUCGAAGGGCUCAUUAGAAUUUGGGCACAUGAAGCCCUGCGUCUCUUCCAAGACAGGUAAAGUGUGAAAUCAUAGAAUUGCAGAGUUGAAGGGACACUGAGGAUCAUUUGGUUCAACCCCCUGCAAUGCAGGAUUGCGCAGCUGUCCCAUAGAGGGAUCGAACCUGCAACCUUGACAUCCACACCAUGCUGUCUCCAACUCAGAUCACAGUAUACUUUUUAAAACUCCUUUUUGGUAGGAGGCAGGGUACACAAUCUCUUUCCCAACCCCAAUUUUAUGCUCUCAACAACCCAUGAGCGAGGCUGAAACACAGUGGCUGGUCCGUGGUCACCCAGUGAGCUUCAUGGCUGAUUAGGGAUUUCAGUCCUGGCCUCCCAGUUCCUAGUCCAACACCAGGCACUACACCUCACUGGAAUAAAGUGUGACUACACACUUGCUAGUAUAAUGGUCCACAAGCAUUCAGGCUGCAUAGAAUUCCUCUUGUGUGUUCAGACUGGAGCAAGUCGUUCCAAUAUGUUUUUCUUAAUUAACACAAUACAGUUUACGGUACUGUAAAUAAGCCCUUUCUAGUAAAUGCACAUGUUUUUGAUGAAAUAGAAGGAUGCACAUUACCAUAAAUUCAGUUUGCCAUUUGUUCACCAGUAGCUGGCAUCUCUAGGUAGGGUAGGAAAGACUGAGAAAUGUACCAGUUGUCUAACUUAGUAUAAUGUACUGUAGCUUCCUAGGUCCCUAGGGGUUUGGGGUUUUUGGCUUUUUGUUGGGGGUGGAAAGUCGGUGGAAGUAUUUAUAGGUCAUGUUUCAGUAUCACUGCUAUGGGCCAUCUUUCCACCCAAAUCAUAGUGCAGGAAAAAAAUGGACAGCUAACUGGGGGAAAGUGUAUUUAAAACAUGUUUAGAUACCUCUUGGGAUUUGUGAGCCUAUUUCAAGCUAACUGAGCACUACUUUUCACACCUCAUAAUUUGAACUCUGGGCAUAUGAUGUAAAUGUCAGUGUCCGGGUUCAACAGAUGAGACAAACUCAGAGAGAAAUUGCUUAGCUAUCGGGAUAUUCAGAACAUGCAUUACUUGCCAGUGGUGUCCCUGAAUCUUAGACCAUUGCAAGUGAUAUGCAACCAUUACAUUUCACUAGUAGUUGGGAGAAGUGUAUUUCACACUUUUGAAAUAGUAUUAAUGCCAAAGCUUCUCUGUCAUGAAGUCUUAACUUUAAGCUGUUAAUGUGCUUUCUAAUACUAAUGGUUGCUCCUUUUAUCUAGGCUUGUGGAAGAUGAGGAGAGACGGUGGACUGAUGAAAACAUUGACAUGGUAGCUCUGAAGCACUUCCCCAACAUAGACAAAGAGAAAGCAAUGGCCAGGCCCAUUCUGUACAGCAAUUGGCUAUCCAAGGUAUAAGCUCUGCUGCUUACUUGAACUUUAAUACAUCAAUACAUUGCUUUAGUUCCUGGGUAUAUGGAAGUGUGCUGUGUUUAAUUUUUUCUGCUUUUUCGGUUGAUGGAGAAAACCUAUGACAUUAAAACUUUUCCUUUUAUCAGUUGCAAAUUGUAUUAUCAUGACUUAAUCAUUGGUAGCAGAUGUUGACUUGGUUUGAAUAAUAUUUCUUCUGAUAAUUUAGAGCAUAAUUACAUUUAGUGUGUUUACAUCGGAAGUUACUGUCUUGACCUCGCUUUUAAAACUUCCUUGGAUAUCAGGGCACAGCUAUCCUUUUGAGGAUGAGCACCUCUCAAUUUCCCCCCGGUGUAACAAACCAUAGCUACUAUCUGUUUUAGUGUGAGAUUCAUGCAAGAAUGGAGCUACCUGGGAUUUUGAGUGUCUCUUAAAAUAAAUGUAAUUAGGUGCACAUUUUAUCCAUAUUUCCUUCAGGCAGAAUGUUUGCCUGUACGGGAGUUUAGUUGUCCACUUGUCCAGCUCACAUACAUUUCCCCUCUUCUGCUUCGCUUCCCUUGUAAAAAUGAGUCUACGUCUGCUGGCUACUUGGCCAGCAGCUGAUGAAAAGUAUGAUCAGGGUAGGCACUAAGCACAUUGCAGCAAACUGGGCACCUGGAGGCUGCAUGUUGCAUCCAGCCUAUGUGCAAAAUUUUCCCAUGUGGCUGUCUUCAUUCUUGCCCUUCAGCUGAAGUUCCGCAAAGCUUCAUUAGAUUUUUUCAGUGAUUGCUUCUCAUUCCCCAUCUUGGGAAUACAGUACACAUUUGUCUGUUGCCCACCACUGUUCCCUACUUGGGAAAAGCUUAGGGAUUAUUGUUAGUCAACAUGAGACAAGUCAAUUAAUUGAGGUGGUGGAUAAGCUUCAUGAAUAGGCAAUACUUUGUGCCUCUUCAGAUAUUGUCAUAAGCAAGGACAGCUCUAAUGCUGAUGCUUUACGGUUUGCAAGUAUAUAAGUUGUUUGCACUGUCUUUUAGGAUUAUAUUCCAGUUAAUCAAGAAGAGCUAAGAGACUAUGUGAAAGCCAGACUGAAGGUUUUCUAUGAAGAAGAACUUGACGUACCACUUGUCUUGUUCAAUGAAGUCUUGGACCAUGUGCUAAGAAUUGACAGGUACACGAUGCUUGUGUUCUAAACUUUUUCCAGUUGUAGCACCUUGGCAAAUAUGUUUCUAAACCAGUCCAGUAUGUAUUUAGAAAGGGGAUACAGUUUUUUUAUCACCUUGGACACUGAGUGCUAGAGGAGAACACAAAGGAUACUGCCUGCUAUGUACCAGUAAUACAUAUGUAUUUUUGUAGGGGAUGGUUGUUUACCAGUUACUCCUAAGCUGCAAUUGUAGGCACAGUUAACUAGGAAUAAGUGCCAUUGAAAACAAUAGAAUUUAACCCCUGAGUAAGCAUGCAUGGGAUUCACUGCUAGUCUGUACUGCAUCUUCUAAGUCAAGACUCUCUUUUCAGAAUCUUCCGUCAGCCUCAGGGACACUUACUUCUCAUUGGUGUUAGUGGAGCAGGAAAAACUACUCUCUCGCGAUUUGUGGCUUGGAUGAAUGGCUUAAGUGUCUACCAAAUUAAGGUUGGUGUGCCCAUUUCCCUAAACUGAAGAUCCAGCUUUUGUUUCUUGCAGCAUUAAAUCAAGCUUGGCAGGCUAGAUAAAAUCAUAGACGUUUAAUCUAUAAUGGAUGUUCACAGGUGCAUAGAAAGUACACUGGUGAAGACUUUGAUGAAGAUCUGAGGACAGUAUUGAGACGAUCCGGCUGCAAGAAUGAGAAAAUAGCAUUCAUUAUGGAUGAAUCAAAUGUACUUGAUUCUGGAUUCCUGGAGAGAAUGAAUACUCUGCUGGCCAAUGGAGAGGUAACUUUACUAAAGGCUGGACUUGGGGGGUGGGGUGGGAUCCGAACUCUGCCAUCCAAUCCUGUUUAAGAGAUUCUGGAUUACUGACAAGCUGCUGUGCAGGCCCAUAAAAUUCUUGUUCCAAACAUAGAAACUUAUUUAUUAAAUUUGUAUACUGUCAUUCAUCUGAAGAUCACAGUACAGUUCAUAACAAAACAGUACAUAACAAAACAUAACAGUAUAAAAUGAGAAUAUAAAAUACAUAACACAACAAAAGCAAACCAAUAACCCCUCGCCUCCAAACAGAUUAUUAGCUUUUUGGAAGGUCUUGCACAUUCUGUGGAAAAAACAAUCUACUGCCCAAACUAACAAUUUUUUAGAGGCUCUGAUUUCAGAUUGUCAUUGGAUCCUCGUCAAUAUUUAUCUCAAUGCAAAUUUCAGAUAUCUGUAAAUUAACGUGUCUCUCUUCCAUUUAGGUUCCUGGCUUGUUUGAAGGGGACGAAUAUGCCACACUUAUGACUCAGUGUAAGGAAGGAGCCCAGAAAGAGGGUUUGAUGUUGGAUUCGCAUGAAGAACUAUACAAAUGGUUCACCAGCCAAGUCAUUCGUAAUCUCCAUGUGGUCUUCACCAUGAACCCAUCUUCUGAGGGCUUGAAGGACAGAGCAGCUACAUCUCCAGCCCUCUUCAACAGGUACACAACUGCUUAUUUUCUAUUACAUCCAUUACAGUGGUGUAUGGAUAAUUCAGAUGAGCAGGACUGUGAACUACAGUUAGUCUUCAUAGCAUGUCAUCUUUUGCUUUAGGUGUGUCUUGAACUGGUUUGGAGACUGGUCGACAGAGGCGCUUUAUCAAGUUGGCAAAGAGUUCACCAGCAAAAUGGACCUAGAAAAGCCAAACUACAUUGUACCAGACUACAUGCCAGUUGUUUAUGACAAGCUGCCACAGCCACCAUCCCAUAGGGAAGCCAUCGUGAACAGCUGUGUGUUUGUUCACCAGACCCUUCAUCAGGUGGGUUUGUCCUCCCACUUUUUGUGCAGCUUCUUGCAGUCCUCAAAGCAUUUCCUGUUUCGAAGGAUAUUUUAAAAUACGUACUGUAUUUUGCACUCCAUAGGACGCUCAGGCCCAUAGGGCGCACCUAGUUUUUUGGGGGGGAAAUAAAGAAAAAUAUUUUUAUUUCCCCCCCAGGUGCGGGGCUGGAAGAACUAGGUCGGGGAACAGCGGGAAGGUGCGCUCUGCCUCCCCGCUGUCCCCCGAGCUUGUGGGGCUGGCGAUGGGGAGAAGUGCGCUGAUCCUGGGACUGCAGGCAGCUCUGCGCGGCCAUCCGGAGCGGGGUGGGACUUCGCGCCCCGCUCCUGAUGGCCGCGCAGAGCUGUGCUGAUCCCGGGACUGCAGGCAGCUCUGCGCCGCCAUCCGGAGCGGGGCGGGACUUCGCGCCCGGCUCCCGGUGGCCGCGCAGAGCUGCGCUGAGCCGGGGACGGCAGGCAGCUCUGCGCAACCCUCGGAGUCGGUCUCCCGAGGGUUGCGCAGAGCUUCCUGAAGCCUGGAGAGCGAGAGGGUCGGUGCGCACUGACCCCUCUCGCUCUCCAGGCUUCAGCGAAAGCCUGCAUUCGCCCCAUAGGAUGCACACACAUUUCCCCUUCAUUUUGGGAGGGGAAAAUGUGCGUCCAAUGGUGCGAAAAAUACGGUACAUCAGUUUUUAACACACUCUUUUCCCCUUCUGGCAGGCUAAUGCUCGUCUAGCCAAACGUGGUGGCAGGACAAUGGCCAUCACUCCUCGUCAUUAUUUGGACUUCAUCAACCACUAUGCCAAUUUGUUCAAUGAGAAACGGAGUGAGCUGGAAGAGCAGCAGAUGCAUUUGAAUGUUGGUCUUAGGAAGAUCAAGGAAACGGUUGACCAGGUAUGAGUCUUCAGGAAAGAGCAUUGGAAGAAGGAAGAAACCAUUCAUGACAAUCCUUGGAAGUUCUCUUGAAUAGAGUUCACUGUAAUUGAGAAUUUGCUGUUGGUUCUAGGUGGAAGAACUUCGCCGUGACUUACGGAUAAAAAGCCAGGAGCUGGAAGUCAAGAAUGCAGCCGCGAAUGAUAAGCUGAAGAAGAUGGUGAAAGAUCAGCAAGAGGCAGAGAAGAAAAAGGUGAAGACCUUAAAGUCCUUUUUAGAGCAUGUUGUCGCACCGAGUUGUGCCUCUUAACUCAGAGCAGAUAGGGUAAGAACGGGGCUCUUGAAAUAUCCUGUGUAACUUGCUUGCAGGUUAUGAGCCAGGAAAUCCAGGAGCAGUUGCAUAAACAGCAAGAGGGCAUUGCAGACAAGCAGAUGAGUGUGAAGGAAGAUCUGGAUAAGGUGGAGCCUGCAGUCAUCGAGGCUCAAAAUGGUAUGUGAAAGUCAUCUGUUGGGCAGCUUUUCAGUGCAUUCCAGUCUGCUGCAUGCAACAGGAACAUUUUGCUCCAUGCUUUCGAAUAUGCCCUUUACGGCUCCCCAAAAAAAUCAGUGCUUUUUGGCUUGUCAGCUUAAUUCUUCUGGGUAAUACUUUGAUCAAUAAUCAGGUUUGGGCUCUGAUUGAUUAGAAGCACCAGUAGUGCAGCUUUCCAGGAUGCCAGAUCAUGUUGCUAGAUAAUCCACAUUGUAUAUGGAUGUUGUUGUCUUUAAAUAAAAGGCUUUGAGUACAAAAGCAUUGUCUUUUAAAAACAAAACCAAGAAGUUCAUCUGCCAUGAAAAGAAGUACCCAGUCUGGCUAUGCCUUUGACAAAGGCUUUGCAGUUGCUUAUCAUAGUUUUGUGUGUUUUGAAAUGGUGUUUCUGAAGGCUGAGAAUCUGGGAAACAUCUAGGUCCUUUUCCCUUGGCUUUAAAAAAAAAACCAUGGGAGAUGUGCCUGGUAAAUUGUGCCUUUCGUUUUUUAAAUCAAAGUUGAUUUUUGCUGAAGCUUAAGAAUCUUUCACACCAAUCCUCAAGAUUUGCUAAUCAUCUUGCUCUUCCCUGUUUUCUCCCAAAUCACUGUCUUUUCUCUCCUGGCUGAUUGGGCUUGCUUCUUCCUAGCUGUUAAAUCAAUAAAGAAACAACAUCUGGUGGAGGUCCGUUCUAUGGCCAACCCUCCUGCUGCCGUGAAGCUGGCGUUAGAGUCGAUCUGCCUGCUCUUGGGUGAAAGCACAACUGAUUGGAAACAGAUCCGUUCCAUCAUAAUGCGGGAAAACUUCAUCCCAACCAUUGUAAACUUUUCUGCUGAGGAGAUCAGGUGAAUAAUUGGCAAGUUUACAGUGGCUGCUGCAGGGAACAGAAAGAAAUGGUUCGCGAAGACUGCUGCAACACUUCUUGCAUGUUGCAGAUAAAAAGCAUAAAUUUUUAGGGCUCGAUUUCUGCUUCAAAUUAGCAAAUCUCGUCUUGAUUCAAGGAGAACGUUCUCAGAAAGAAACUCUCCAUUCAGUGGAUUCCAUUGUGGCCAAAUCUCAGUCUUGGAACCAAAUUUCUUUCUCCUAUUCCCAGCAGCAGCCUUCAGUGUUUGUUUUUGCAUGCUGAACCCUUUUUUCCAUCCCCUUAAUAGCUGUGAGCUCUAUAAAGAAGCAGCACCUUAUUGAAGUAAGAGCUAUGGGCAACCCACCUGCGGCGGUAAAACUGGCUUUAGAAUCCAUCUGUCUCCUGUUGGGUGAGGAGACGAAUGACUGGAAAAAGAUCAGGCCAGUUAUUCUGAAAGAUAAUUUCAUCACCAGCAUUGUCAACUUUAAUAUUGAAGACAUGAGGUAUUUGUGUUCUAUAGCUUUGCUUACCAAGGUGAUGGGAUAACUUGCAGGCUUGGCAAUUGCAUGCUGGAUGGUAACACCACGCUUGUCCGGAUACUUUCUCAAACUCUCUGUCUCCCCACCCCCCGUUAUUCCAGUGAUGCAAUACGGGAGAAGAUGAAGAAGAACUACUUGUCAAAUCCAAGUUACAAUUAUGAAAUUGUGAACAGAGCGUCUUUGGCCUGUGGCCCUAUGGUGAAAUGGGCUAUUGCACAGGUAACUUGUCUUGUGGUAUUUAACUGGAUUAGGAUAAAAUACUAUAGAAGCUCAGUCAUAUUUUGAAGGUGGUUUCCUGCCUCUUGCUGUUUAGCUCAGCAGGUCACUGACAAUCCCACAGUGGCUUUAAAAAUAACAAAGCUUUAAAACCAGAACUGUUUAAGUGUCCCAGAACUGAGUGACCUGGUGUUAUGUCCCCCCCCCCCCAGCUGAACUAUGCCGACAUGUUGAAACGGGUAGAGCCCCUGAGAAACGAACUGCAGAAACUGGAGGAUGAUGCCAAAGACAACCAGCAGAAGGCCAACGAAGUAGAACAGAUGAUUAGAGACCUGGAGGCCAGCAUUGCCCGCUACAAGGAAGAAUAUGCCGUGCUGAUUUCCGAGGCUCAGGCUAUUAAGGCAGAUCUGGCUGCUGUGGAAGCAAAAGUGAGAUAGCCGUGAAUUUAUCCUUGUUGCGCUUCCUUAGAAAUGUGUCUGUGGUUUCCCACUUUUAUCACGUCUCCUUAAGGGCUUACAUUAUAGUUGCAACCUUGAGUGGUCUAGUUGAGGGAAGCAAAAAGAUAAUAGAAUGUGUGCUUCUAAGCAUUCUACACAAUUUCCUUGUUAGUGCUCUUUGUUCAGGCAUGAAUUUUAAAAUCCAAAGUUCAUUUGUAUAUUGAAGAGAGUUUACUUAUUUUGCUUCUAUAUUUAAUACCAAUAGCAUAGUUAGGUAAUCUAUAAAUUUGUCCACGUUAAUAAAUGCAGUAUAAUUUAUAUAGUUUUAGAAGCUUAAUUUAAAAAUGUGUGCAUCACUACUUCUGUGUCUUCUGUAAUAAUUCCUACAGCUGCCUAGUGCUGCAUAUAUUCUAGGUUUUAAGGCUGCCUUUUAAGCCAAACUUGAUAAGCAAACAAUUUUGCUAUGCUUCUUUGUUGGUGCUAGCUGCAUUUUCUAAUAAAAAAUAAAGUUGUGGUUAUGCUCCCCUUUUCUUCAGCCUCCUAGGUAUUUGAAAUGUGUGUUUCGUAAUAGGAUGCUGAAAACCUGGCCCUGUAUCUGGUGCAAUUACAAAUUUCUCCGUGUUUUCAAAGGCAGGUAGUAAUCUUCAAUCCAGUUUUUGUUUAACUGAAGCAAUGGUUUUACUUGCAGGUAAACCGCAGUACGGCUCUCUUGAAGAGUUUGUCUGCAGAGCGUGAAAGAUGGGAGAAAACAAGUGAAACCUUCAAAAACCAGAUGUCCACCAUUGCAGGAGACUGCUUGCUCUCAGGAGCCUUCAUCGCUUAUGCUGGUUACUUUGACCAACAGAUGCGUCAGAACCUGUUCACAACAUGGUCUCAUCACUUGCAACAAGCAAAUAUUCAGGUAAAAAACUGUUCAUAGGUCAUAAAGACAGCUGCUGUUUACUUGAAAUAAUUGGAGCAUUUCACUUUAUGGUACACCUUCCUCUUCCGUGAAGCUCAGAACAGCUUCUGCAUGUUUCACACGUGGUCUCCCACCUGAGCAGCUUACAAAACCAGAUACGCUCUGCAGAAUCAUUAUGUCCCUUCAGGCCAUUUUAUUUUGUUCCCAGAUGUCUGAUGAUUUUAUAAGGUGGCCGAUAAUAAAGGGUGAUGCAACAUGGGUAUUUUAGGAUGGGAUAGUUCAGUUGGUAGAGCAUAAGACUUUUACUGUCAGGGUCGUGGGUUCAAGCCCCGGGUUAGACGAAAGGUUCCUGCAUUGCAGGUAUUUGGACUAGAUGAUCCUCAGGGUCCCUUCCAACUCUACAAUUCGUCAACACUAUUGCCAUCACCUCCUUUGACUUCAAGCUCUGCCCCCACUUCGAGUGAAUAUGGUCUGCAGCCAAGAGAAUGCCAAUGUUUGUGGGAGCCCCAAGCCAUAAGUAGCAGGAUGACAACUGAUUGCUUCACCUAGUCACAAAAGUUUGUCAGUUCUUGGCUGUGAAACACAAUGGUCCUUUCCCUGCAGUUCCGUACAGACAUUGCUAGGACCGAAUACCUGUCCAACGCAGAUGAACGCCUUCGCUGGCAAGCAAGUUCCCUACCUGCAGAUGACCUGUGCACAGAAAAUGCCAUCAUGCUCAAGCGAUUUAACCGGUAUUGUUGCUUUUCUUUUAAUUAAUUUUGUGCUUACCAAUGGCUUCUUCAGACCAGAAAAGCUUUCCAGUGGAAGUACCAUUUCCACGCUUCUGAGUUGAUCAUUUCUGUCCAGGCUUUCUCUAGUGAUUGUGAAUGUUUUGGAAUUGCCUGGGCUCUCGGCAUUUAGAUAAGAAGCCUUGUUAAAAUACAGGUGAAAUGUGCUCAUUCAACUCAUUGUGAGCACAGAGUUGUUUGCCAGAGGAUAUUGUGAAUGGCCACUGGCACAGACAGCAUGUGCUAGGAAAAUUUUGUGGAGAAAUCUAGCAUAGUCUUAAAAUGAAACUUUCAAGUGGCGUCUGGCAAAACCACUGUUCUAAGAAUUGCUAUGCUAGAUCAGAUCCCUCUAACAGAGCACUCUAUAGUCAGAAUGGAAAUUUAGAAGCUCAAAAAGAUACAGUGGUGCCUCGCAAGACGAAAUUAAUCCGUUCCGCGAGUCUCUUCGUCUUGCGGUUUUUUCGUCUUGCGAAGCACGGCUAUUAGCGGCUUAGCGGCUUAGCGGCUAUUAACAGCUUAGCGGCUUUAAGAAAAAGGAAACAAACUCGCAAGAACUCGCAAGACGUUUUGUCUUGCGAAGCAAGCCCAUAGGGAAAUUCGUCUUGCGGAACGACUCAAAAAACGGAAAACUCUUUCGUCUAGCAAGUUUUUCGUCUUGCGAGGCAUUCGUCUUGCGGGGCACCACUGUAAUGCAACUUUGAGCCCAACUAUUUCAAUAGUAAAGACUGGAUGAUAUACAUUACGUGCAACACUCAUAAUUUCUGAAGUAAAAAUUAUUCCAGGCCCCUAUUUGGUAUGUGCAGCAUAUCAAAAUACAAACUAAGGGCUUUCAGAAUACAAACUAAGGGCUUUGAAGGACCCCUAGUAUAGCUAAUUGUAAACUUUUUAUCUGUUCCAUGAAUCCAUAAAUUGAAAAUGCUUCUUCCAUUAAUAUAUGUUGAACAGAUCUCUUCCUCCUGGGCUCUCUGAAUUUUAAAUAACGUUCCACCAAUUACCUCUUUAGGUAUCCCCUGAUUAUUGACCCCUCUGGGCAAGCUACAGAGUUCAUCAUGAAUGAAUAUAAGGACCGUAAGAUCACUCGUACCAGCUUUCUGGAUGAUGCUUUCAGGAAGAAUUUGGAGAGCGCCUUGCGAUUUGGUAAUCCUCUGCUUGUCCAGGUUAGUUCUGUGCAUACAUAUUUUUUAUAACCAGCACAAGUUUUGAAUGAGUUGUUGAAACAAAUAUUGUGUAACUUGAAUAAAAGGGCUUCAGAAAAGCUGAAAGAUAAGCACAUUCAAGAUUCAAGGGACUGUAACAUUAGUUCCAUGAGCCCAAGGGGGUUUGGACUUAGCACUGUGUGGGAAACAGCUUUUGAAACUUGGGGAGAGACUCUUUAAAAGGCAGCUUGUAAUACAGCAUGGGAAUUUGCAGUUCUAAUUAAAACGAGAGAUCUCAAUGGGUUUAAAUUCUUCGGUGUGCCUAAAAGCAACUUUUGGAGUCUCAGCCUAUAUCUGGAUUGCUUUUUAGAACCAACUCCAGAGUUGAAGGGAAGUACAAUUCUUAAUACUUAAAUUAUUUCCCCUUUCUGAAUGCUUGCCCAGGAUGUGGAGAGCUAUGACCCUGUGCUGAACCCUGUGCUGAACCGUGAAGUCCGUAGAACUGGAGGCCGAGUUCUUAUUACCCUGGGAGAUCAGGAUAUUGAUUUGUCUCCAUCAUUUGUCAUUUUCCUCUCCACCAGAGAUCCAACGGUAAGCAAGAAACUUGAUUUAUCUGACCAUCAGUUGGUGGGAGUGGAAGGGAAAGGAGAUUCUAUGUAAAAGGUGACUAUGCUCUGUUCGGUAGGUUGAGUUUCCUCCAGAUCUCUGCUCCCGCGUGACGUUCGUCAAUUUCACAGUAACUCGCAGCAGCUUACAGAGCCAGUGUCUGAACGAAGUACUGAAAGCUGAAAGGCCAGAUGUGGAUGAGAAGCGCUCUGAUCUCCUCAAACUUCAAGGUACAGUAUUGGCAGGAAUCGGAUCCCAGACGGGACUUACUACUGUAGGUGGGCCUUAAAACAAACUAGAGAUACUUGCAGAAUCUCCCUCUGCUGCAUUCUGACCCAGAUUGUCUAGUUCUGAACACACACAGGUAUGUUCAGUGCUUUUUUUCUAGGGGUACGCAUACCCCUAAACAUUUUGUGAAUCUUAAGUUUGGCCUCAUUGAGGGGCAAUAUUUCAAUAUGAGUAGGAAAAUGAGAGUACCCCUAAACUUUUUUUUUAGAAAAAAAGCACUGGGUAUGUUCACUAGAAUGUCAGAAUCUCAUUCUUUCACGGGUGCAUUUUCCGGCAUCUUUCAAGCUGAGGGAGAUUUCUGUUACUUUAUUUUUAAUGUUUUCAGGCCAAUGACACAAAGGACUCUGCUAUACAGUUGCAAACAGAAUGUUUUAAGUGCAUUACAGUCAUACCUCGGGUUGCAAACACUGUGGGUUGCGCAUUUUCGGGUUGCGGACUGCGCUGAACCCGGAAGUACCGGAACGGGCUACUUCCGGAUUUUGGCGCAUUCACAGAAGCACCAAAUCACGUCACUCAUGUGCACAGACGCAGCACUGCUGGUUGCGAACACUGUGGCUUGCAAACGUGCCUCUCGCACGGAUCACAUUCGCAACCCGAGGUAUGAUUGUAUACAAAUGUGACACUAGAUGGUGUGAGCUUAUGGCAAAUUCAAUAUAAAACGUUUUAUUAAAAAAGCAUUUCCACAGUGUUUUUUGUUUCUAGAGUCCAUCCAAUGAGUUGAAUUAGAAAAUGAAGUGCCUCAUCACUGACAUAUAUUAAAUGUUUAUUUGUAAUUGUACAAAUAUUUGAAUAAAAACGUGGCUUUUAUAAUCUUAAAAACCUAGAAUUGCGGAAUGUGGGUGUUACUCUGCAACCUCUUCAAUUUCAUUCAAGGGCCCAAGAGUGAGGGACUUUACAUUUUUAAAUAGUCUUGUGAGGGCAAUCUGUUACCAGCCUUCUGAAAUCCGAUUGAUUGGAACCCAAGGGAUAUCGGCUUGGAUCCAGUGGUGGCCGCUGAAUUCUUCAGGCUUCCCCAUUCCACUCUGGCCCACCUCAUGCUAUUCCAGGGGGUUCCUCAACCUUCAAAACAACUUGCAGAGGCACAGGGAGCUGUAGUGAGUGGAAAGAGCCAGGAAAACCCCCAUUGUGCAGGUGGAGUUCUGCUGACCUGUCAUUUUCAUAACUGUGGAAGUGAAACUGAUGGAAUCUGUUCACCCUUAAAGAAGCCUAAUUAAAUUAAGGACUGAUGAUGUUCUGUGGCUGAAAGCAAUUUCUGGGGAAUGUUGCAGAGAUCUUGGAUUCACGCAGUGUAUAGCUCGAACUGUCCUUAAGGCUUUUUUCCUCUACCCAAAGGUGAAUUCCAGCUGCGUCUGCGGCAGUUAGAGAAGUCGCUUCUCCAAGCCCUCAAUGAAGUGAAGGGUCGGAUCUUGGAUGAUGACACCAUCAUUACCACACUGGAGAACCUCAAGAAAGAGGCAGCUGAGGUCACCAGGAAAGUUGAAGAAACCGAUAUUGUCAUGCAGGAGGUGGAGACUGUGUCUCAACAGUAUCUCCCACUUUCUACUGCCUGUAGCAGCAUCUAUUUCACAAUGGAGUCACUAAAACAGGUACAAAAGCACGACUGGCUUGCCUUGCCUUCUUCUACCUGUUAGCCAUGUUUGUUGCACAACAUGAUAAGAUGCCACAGGUACAGAAGCAGCUUGUUUUUACUGCUGUGACUCUGUUUUUCCCUCUUUAGAUACACUUCUUGUACCAGUACUCCCUCCAGUUUUUCCUGGAUAUCUAUCACAAUGUCUUGUACGAGAACCCAAAUCUGAAGGGGAUAACGGACCAUACCCAGCGUCUUUCCAUCAUCACAAAGGAUCUCUUCCAGGUUCGGAAAAGCCAUAUCAAGUUAAAACAGUUCCAGGUUAUCAGUAGGAGAUGAAACUAACCUUUCUUGUUUUGCAUUGAUAGGUUGCUUUCAACAGAGUCGCACGUGGCAUGCUGCAUCAGGAUCACAUCACCUUUGCUAUGCUGUUGGCCAGAAUAAAACUGAAAGGCACUAUUGGGUAAGCAUACAAUUCUCCCUUCUUCAAUAGGUGGCCCAAUCUUCAGUCUCUUACAAAUGUAGGCAGUGUGUCAUGGCAGUUCUUUAAAAGUAAGGCAUACCCUGCCUUUUUGCAAAGGUGGCAUUUGUAAAAUCAACGCAGUACAGCCUAAUAAACCGCAAAGGAAGUUUACAAAAAGGUAAGUCAAUAUAAUCAAGAAAGAUUCAUAACCCUACUUUAAAACAUACAAAAAUUAAAAUACUAAAACAGAUUAAAAUUGCCUCCACUUUCUGGGUAGGCCUGGAAUGUUUUUAGCAGGUGCUGAAAAUAUCAGUAGUCAGGAAGUUCCAAAGUCCAGGUGCCGCCGCAUUAAAUGAUCGAGUUCUUACAAAUGUGGAAUGAGUAUUAGGUGGCAGUUCUAGUAGUGCUGAGGCCGCCAAUCAUAGCGAUCACAUGGGCCCAUGUGGGAUAAGGUGAUCUUGUGGGUAAACUUUUCCCACGUCGUUCUGUAUAUAUUAUUUUUUUAUUUUGACAAAGUAGUAGUAGUAAUAAUAAUAAUAAUAAUAAUAAUAAUAAUAAUGUGCACCCCACCCCGAGACCAUUCCACUGUAACUAUCCAACUUCCCAAAAUUUCAACACCUCCUGCGAUGGUUUGACCCUUUUCCGUUUCAACAGUACAAAUUCUACAAACACCCUUCCAUAUCUCCUCCAAAUCAUUUCUUCUGCAUAUUCCCCAUCUUACCUUAAUAGCACAUCUCAAUUUAUCAUUCACAGCUAUAUCCCACACCUCUUUGUACCAUUCUUCCGUUUUAUAUUCUGCUUGCCCCUUUCACUUUCCAGCUAUAAUAACUCGUGCAGCUGUCAAUAAAUUCGUGAGCAAGUCCUUCAUAGCCUGCAUACCUUCCACCUCAUCGUAAAUUGAUAAUAAUGCUACCUCUGGACAUUCGGUCAGCUUCAACCCAGUGAUUUUUGUUAGCUCCUUAAACAACCUUUGCCAAAAAAAUUGUACAUAUUUACACCCCCACCACAUGUGAACAUAAUUCCCUGUUUCCUGGCAUCUCCUCCAACAUAACACCAAAUAUUCCUUGUUUAUUUGAUUUAAUCUGACUGAUGUUAAAUACCAUCUCCAAAUUAAUUUAUAAUAAUUUCUUUUUAUCCUUAUAGACAACAUUUUCAAAGUGUGUCUCUCCCAUAUUUUCCCCCAACUUUGACUAUUUAUCUGCUCCCACGUUCUUAAGGGCUGAAAAUACUACUGCUUUUGUCCAUGAGCACAAAUAGUGAAUUGUUCUCUAACGUGCCCUUCCUUUGUUGCCAAUUGCAGGGAGCCUACCUAUGAUGCGGAAUUCCAGCAUUUCUUGAGAGGGAAAGAAAUAGUACUCAGCAGCACACCUCUCCCCAAGAUCAGUGGCCUGACUGUGGAGCAACUGGAAGCCAUGAUGAGGUUGAGUUGCCUUCCUGCCUUUAAGGAUCUGGUUUCCAAAGUCAAAGCUGAUGAUGUGAGUACUGUCAUCAAACAAAGCUUCCAAACUGAAAUUAAAUUGCUGGUGCGAUGGGAGAGGGCCUUACUGAUACCAAAGCCUUGACGUUAUCUUUAUUGGGGACCCUUAACACGUGGCAGGGACACGGGUGGUGCUGUGGUCUAAACCGCAGAGCCUAGGGCUUGCCGAUCGGAAGGUUGGCGGUUCGAAUCCCCGCGACGGGGUGAGCUCCCGUUGCUCAGUCCCUGCUCCUGCCCACCUAGCAGUUCUAAAGCACGUCAAAGUGCAAGUAGAUAAAUAGGUACCGCUCCGGCGGGAAGGUAAACAGCAUUUCUGUGCGCUGCUCUGGUUCGCCAGAAGCGGCUUAGUCAUGCUGGCCACAUGACCGGAAGCUGUACGCUGGCUCCCUCGGCCAGUAAAGCGAGAUGAGCGCUGCAACCCCAGAGUCAUUCGCAACUGGACCUAACGGUCAGGGGUCACUUUACCUUUACUAACACGUGGCACUUGUUCCUUGCGCUGAGAAUUUGUAGAGGGGAGGGCAAAUGUGUUCCACUUCCAUACUUACCGCUUCCAGUACAUGGACUGGAUAGCUAAAGCUGCCUGAUCGAUGUAUUGUACAACAUCAACUUUAAUAUGUAGUAGUGAUAUAGGUGCUGUUUCUCCAUGUCAGUCUCCCACCCCACCCCCACACACAGACACACUCUUAGUAUCUUCAUUGUGGUCUUUGGUCUAACACAAAGUUCCUGUUCUUUAUCUCCACCUGAUUCACAGCAAUUCUGCAUUUGGCUGGACAGCAGCUCACCGGAGCAGACUGUGCCGUAUAUUUGGACAGAAGACAAACCUGCAAGUAAGUGGAGAACUCCAUUUCUGGAUCAGUUUAAGUAUAUUUGGAGAAAAGGCAAAGCAGGUGCGUGUGGAGAUUUAUUCCACUGCUCUGGGGAAAGAUGCUUCAGUAUUACGUGCGCAAGGCAUCUAUUGCAGUUGGCCAUUCGUCUGCCUUUGGUGGUGGCAAGUAGCAGUUGUCCCCUGGCAACACCUACAACUGAAAUACCAUGUGAAUUGGCUGCAAGUAUGCAUGCUGUAUCCAUGUCAGAAACUGAGGACCGUUGUCAUGUGCUUUGUGCUGAGGAUGUCCAAGGUAGCUUAUGUGCUUCUAGGGUUCAGUCACUGUCUCUAUUCCCCUACUGGGAAACGGUGCUGGAAGAAGCAUACUCCCUCAGUCCUCCUUUGCAAGGCCUUUUACCUGAUGACUUUUAAAACCCCCACCUUUUUUUUCCCCCUUCUCUUCUGCUCAGCAACCAUUGGGCAGGCCGUCCAUCGCUUGCUCCUGAUCCAGGCUUUCCGUCCUGAUCGCUUACUGGCAAUGGCGCAUCAUUUUGUUUCCACAAACCUUGGAGAAAGCUUUAUGUCUAUUAUGGAGCAGCCCUUGGACCUGGCACACAUUGUGGAUACAGAGGCAAGUAGGCAUUUUAAGUCACACCCAUUCCGUUCCACAGAAGCUCAGGUGGAACUUCUGCAGGCAUGCUGCUUAAACUCUCUAUCUCCGUUUUGUUUAGACCACUUCUGUACCGCUUAAUAUAAAAAACAAAUCUAUGUGAUGUACAGGAAGCUAAAAUAGCAACAGCAGACAGCUUAAACAGCACAGAUUUUAGAAAAAUGCACCGUUACAUAUGCAAAUAUUACAUUAAUACAAAUUACUAAUAAAUAUAGGCCAGUGUCAAUUCCUUCUCCUUCUGAAAUACCUCCUGGCCUCUCACUCACAAAGAGGGUUUGUGGAACCUGCUGACAUCACCCUACUCUAAACUUGUUUUUAUGGGCAGGCACCAAGGCAGAUGGAGUUUCCUCAGGCUGCCAGCCGCUGUGUCCCAGUUGGCUGCAGUUCUUGCAGCCCUGCUUCCUCCUCUUGUAAUUUGCAAGGUGGUUUUAUGUGGCAUUACAACAUGCCUUUUUCUAAAAGGUUGACUGUAGUUCUGCGUGCCUGUGGGGAGUUCAGCCUUCUGAAUCUUAAAACAGCAAUGCCCAGCGCCACAUAGCAUAAACACUGUUGAAACUUUGCAGACUUUUCAGAAGCAGUGCGUGAUACGGCUCAGGUUAUGCUGCUCAAACAAAGCCCCACUUUCUAAGACGCCCAGCACACCUCAAGUAGACCUUUGGAUCUCAGCCUAUAUUGGAAAACGGGGGUUUGAAUUGAACCUCGACCUAGAUCUGGAACCUACCUUAAAUGCCCAUUAGUCAGCGGGAGAAAGAGAGAUCUGUUUGGAAAUGUGCAAGGCAUUCCAUCCCUCCUUUUAUUACUGAGUGCAGUUACAAUCCCGUGCACUUAUGCGACUGUUCCCCUCAAGUCCCCCCUGUGCUGCCGGAACAUGAGAAGAGUAAUGAUCAGCUCCUGUGGGUGUUAAAAAAAGCAAACCUGCUUUGUCCUAUAACUGCCCUAAUUCCUUUACCUUUUUCCUUUCCCCCGCCCCACCCUUUUUGGAUUUUAGGUGAAGCCUAAUACUCCUGUGCUGAUGUGCUCAGUGCCCGGCUAUGAUGCCAGUGGGCGUGUUGAAGACCUUGCUGCCGAGCAAAACACACAGAUCACCUCUAUUGCUAUCGGUGAGACCUUUGGGCAUCCUUGUCACUCCAAAUGCUGCGGAAUGUAGCUUUAAACUCCGCCUCUAAAUUGUAAACUUCGUGUUUGCAGGUUCCGCUGAAGGAUUUAACCAAGCUGAUAAGGCAAUCAAUACAGCAGUGAAGUCUGGCAGGUAGGCUCUGCUCUGUCUGGCAUUUACUCUGGCAUUGUACAAAUAAGUAUACUGGAACUUCUUAAUCCAUUUUUUUAAAAACCAUUUCUUCUAGAUGGGUCAUGCUAAAGAAUGUCCACUUGGCGCCUGGAUGGCUGAUGCAGCUGGAAAAGAAGCUACAUUCUCUUCAGCCUCAUGCCUGCUUCAGACUCUUCCUUACAAUGGAGAUAAAUCCAAAAGUAAGCAGCUCAGAAGCAAAAUCCUAGUCAUGACCUGGAUCUUUGCAAGCCUUUUCUUUCUGCACUGUUGUUUCUGGGAGAAGGGUGCCGCCUUAAAACAGACACACAGAGAUAGUAUUUCCCCCCCACACAGACACACACCUCUGUCCAGCCUUUUAAAAAAUCCAUUAACCUUCUCCUCACUAAAAUCAACUUAAUGGCAAUGAAUAGAAAAUAAUAAAUUAACUUUUAUGCAGAUUUUUUUCCUAAAAAAGUUUUAUUUAAAUAAACUACAAUGCUUUUAUUUAAAUAAAACUUCAACGUGGUUUUUUGAGUGUUUCAAUACAUUACCUCAGUAAAUGGGGAUAAAAGCAAAUACAAAAUGAAAAAUGUCUAGAUGUUCUUUACCCUCCCCUCCGUUCUCUUCUGUUGGUAUUGGAAUGAGGCUCUGGCAUUCGUCCUGUACCAACUGCCGGUGGGUGACUUCUGUUCCUUAUUAGUAUUAUUAUUAUUAUUAUUAUUAUUAUUAACAUGAAGAUACUUCUUGAGACUAGAACGUGACUCUUUUUAAGAUUCAGCAUGAAUUUGAGCUGGCGUAGUCAUUUUGCAGAGGUCUGGGAAAGGGGGGGGUCAUCUUUUAGUGCAUAAUUGUGGGGCUUAUUCUGUGUUUUAGGUGCCUGUGAACUUGCUGAGGGCUGGGAGAAUCUUUGUGUUUGAACCACCCCCCGGGGUAAAGGCCAACAUGUUGAGAACCUUCAGCAGCAUUCCGGUGUCCAGAAUGUGCAAGGUAAGCUGUCUCGAUGAUUAUAAACAGAUCCUAUAGUUAGCCAACGCAUUAGUGGGACAGCAUAUGGUGGUUCCCAAAAGUUCUAGUGGGGGGGGAUCCAUCAGAGUUUAGUUUAGAGCCCAACUAUUCUCACCUAAAAGGGAGUGUCAGUUACUCAUUAAUUCUUGCAUUGGAAAGAUCAUCCUCCUGGCCUUUUGACCAUUCACUGAUUUAAAUGAAAGAAGUUGAAGCUCCUCCCAGGCUAUGUUUCCUUAACGCCAACCUUGCAGAGAGAAUGGUGCUGGUCCUCUGCUUGCUCCUGACACUCGGGUAGAGCGCAAAGCAUCUGAGGAAGGAUGGGAGAAGACAGUGCAGAGCUUUAGUAAGCCCCUCUAGCCUGCACAAAGCAGACAAAUAUUCAGGCAGUCUCUCUGAGGCAACCUAAACGUGUAAUAUCCACAACGACCAGGCCAUCUGUUCUGACUCGAUGUCCAAAUGCAAUACCUUGUGUUCACUAGCACAGUCCUAAGGCUGCACUGUGCCUGUUUCCUUUGGCAAACUUGCUCCAGGAGGUGUUCCUGUAACUCCGUAAGAUUAAAAAAAAUGUACAAAGUAAGGACAAGGGUUUAUUCCUCGUAAUCUCAAGCAUGCAGUUCUUCUCUUGAAUGCAAUGUAAGAAGAAGAAGAAACAUUUUUUCCCCUCUCUCCUCCCUAGUCACCAAAUGAACGCGCUCGUCUCUAUUUCCUUCUUGCUUGGUUCCAUGCCAUCAUUCAAGAGCGUCUCCGAUAUGCUCCUCUCGGCUGGUCAAAAAAAUACGAGUUUGGUGAAUCUGAUCUAAGAUCUGCAUGUGAUACAGUGGAUACAUGGCUGGAUGACACGGCAAAGGCAAGUGAAGUUGCAGGCGUUCCACUUUACCGCUCUGUCUUAAAGGGAACGUGGCUGGACUGCUUUCAUGAAGGACAAGUAAUUUGUAACAAGUAGGCAAAGCGCAUUCAUAUCCUGCCUUUCCUCAAUGGGAGCUCAAGGCAGCAUGCGUGGUAAGUAAAGAUAAAUACUGAAUAACUUGUCCAAGAUCAACAAAUGGCUACGCUAAACAAGAUUUUGAAACCUGGGUCUCCCAAGUCCGAGAUUUUGAAACCUGGGUCUUCCAACAUGCUGACCAGCCUACCACACUGGUUCUUAAUUUGUAGUAAUGUUGGCUUUUUAGACUUUUACUAUCCAAAAGCUACCUCCAUUACAACAAAACUGUCUACCCCUCCAGGGCCGGCAGAAUAUCUCUCCUGACAAGAUCCCCUGGUCUGCACUGAAGACCCUGAUGGCUCAGUCGAUUUAUGGAGGACGCAUUGAUAACGAAUUUGACCAGCGUUUAUUGAACAGUUUCCUGGAGCGCCUCUUCACCACUUCAAGUUUUGACAGUGAAUUCAAAUUGGCCUGCAAGGUUGACGGUCAUAAAGACAUCCAGAUGCCAGAUGGAAUCAGGUACUUAAGUUCUGCCUUUAGUAGUAAGUCUGGGCCAGGUUGGUUCAAACUGCUCAGUGCUGUGGACCACGUGGUCAUUACCUGCUGUUUUGUCUCGACAGGCGUGAAGAAUUUGUCCAGUGGGUUGAGUUGCUGCCAGAUACGCAAACACCCUCCUGGCUCGGGCUGCCAAACAAUGCCGAGAAGGUUCUUCUCACCACCCAGGGUAAAAAAAUGCUUCACUUCAGUAGUUCGUUGUUCACCGGAAUCUAAACAAUAUUUGCUAAACCACACAAGAUUCUCUAAAGAAGCUUGCAAAUGUUGCAUCUGUUACAACGGAAUUAGCUGGGUUUUAAAAAAUUAAAGGCUUAGUGCAGCAUGAAUCUCAUGAACCAGAUUUAGCCAGAUGAUAGGGAGGUUGAAGUGUUGCAGCAGGGAUGAAUCCUGAAAGCCAAGACUUUACUCACAAUCUAAUGAGCUGAAGUUGUCAAGACCACACUUUGAGGAUAUGUGGCUGAAUGUUAUUUGUGAACCGACUAAUAGCACAUGAUCAAAUUCCUAAACUAUAUGCAGGGCUUUCAAAGCUCAAGUUUGGAUUAAAGUUAGCCUGCUUACAGCUAGCACACGUAUGUUAAUCUUUAACCUUUUUAAAAUGGUUAAGCAUUUCAUACCCUGUACAUUUCAGGUAUUGACAUGAUCAGUAAAAUGCUGAAAAUGCAAAUGCUAGAGGAUGAGGAUGACUUGGCCUAUGCUGAGACCGAGAAGAAGGCACGGACAGACUCCACCUCGGAUGGUCGGCCAGCUUGGAUGCGAACACUGCACACCACGGCUUCCAACUGGCUCCACCUCAUCCCACAGACACUGAACCACCUGAAACGUACCGUGGAAAAUAUCAAGGUGGGACACGCAACCUAGUAUGUACAGCAGAGCUGGGGAACUUGUUCUGGCCAGAUUCUGCUGGACCACAACUCCCAUAAUCCCUAGCCUUUGCCAUACUGGCUGGAGCUGAUGAGAGGUAGAGUCCAACCAUAUUUGGAAGGCCACAGGUUCCCCAGCCCUGAUGUAGGGUGAAGGUUUGCAAAAUCAUAUUAAUACUGUCUUAGAUGAUGGUGAUACUUAAUUGACAAAAUUGUCUUGGUUUCAAAAAUCAAAAUGUGUAAAGUUACUGAUGGUGCUUCUAGGAAGGAUAGUGCUGGGAUAUUCCUGCUCUCACAACUCAGUUGCCAGGAUUUUUUCCACUUACUAACACAUUGCUCUUCCUUUGGAAACCAAGGAUCCUUUGUUCAGAUUCUUUGAAAGAGAAGUGAAGAUGGGAGCCAAACUCCUUCAGGACGUUCGUCAAGAUCUUGCAGAUGUGGUUCAAGUGUGCGAGGGGAAGAAGAAGCAGACCAACUAUCUGCGGACGCUUAUUAAUGAACUAGUGAAAGGUGGGCUAUUCUAAACUAUUGUUUAAAAUGCACACACAGCUUCCCGAAUUAAGAUGCUGCUGCUAUUGAAAGAAAAUGGAAGGUCUAAGGGGGUCUCUUUCUUAGCUGUGGUAUUGUGCCUAUGGGAUGGGGUUAAACCAAGUACCUACGUUCAACUAAACCUGCUGCCAAAUCAUAAGUCCAGCUUGGUGGUUGGUUGUUUUUUUCACGUUACAGAAUCCCAUCCAUAGAUUCUGCAGUCGCUGGUGCUUAAUUUAGUAUCUUUACAUGUUACACACAAGAGUUUUGAGUGUAAAUGUUGAGUGUUUAGAAGUUAACAUAAAUGCCAUGAUAAAGUAAUUUAAUUGCCAUAAUUACCACCUGGUGUGCUUUUUAAAAAUGUGCUCAGUGUUUGCUUAUAUCAGGGGUAGUCAACCUUUUUAUACCUACCGGCCACUAAUGCAUCUUUCUUGAUGGUAAAAUUUCCUUACCGCCCACCAGUGCUCAAUGGAUUCAGCUUGUGCUGUAGAACCCACCACCACCCACCUAGAAUCCUGAAACGCCCACUAGGGGGCAGUAGGGACCAGGUUGACAACCCCUGGCUUAUAGAGUGGCUAUCAAUGAAGGAGUGAGACCAUCCAGUUGUGACUAGACUUUUGCUCACAAAAAGUACAGCGUUUUUAUACUUUCUCUCUAGGCAUCUUGCCUCGCAGCUGGUCUCACUACACUGUGCCUGCUGGCAUGACGGUCAUCCAGUGGGUGUCUGACUUCAGUGAGCGCAUUAAGCAGCUACAGAGCAUCUCCCAGGCAGCUGCUGCAGGUGGAGCAAAAGAACUGAAGGUAGGCAAUAGAGUGUUUCGUAGUGGUUGAAUUCAGUACCAGUAAUGUGAGAAUACACAUGAGAUGAGUUUGAAUUCCUCUGACUUUUAUGUGAAAUAUGAAGACUACAUCAGGGGUGGAAAAGCAUGUUCCUUGGAGAAGAUAGAGGAUAAUAAAUACACUCUGCUGGUUGCUAGGGAAGCAGUGAAGCCCUGGUUCUGUAACCCCUCUACUGAUGAAGUCUCUUCCAUAGUUUUCCAAGCACCACUUUUUUAGUUAUGUACAAUGCUGUCACCAUAUGGAUCACAUCUCAUAUUCUCAUAAUGCUGUUUGAGAAGGGGUUGACUAUAGCAUAUCCUCAUUUUUAGCGUGCUGCUAAGGAAGUGUGGGUGUCUGUAUUUCCACUCACACAGAUCUGCUUAAAUCCAUGGGAUUUUGUGGGGCUGGUGAGGCCAGUAGCUUCUAGGGUCAGAGGGAAGGCAGAGUGUGCACCUAAAAUGAUUGGGCAAAGAGAGAUAAGAAUAAGUCUGUAUAUGACUCACUAGCAGGCCUGGGAGUCGAGAGUUUCUUCCUCCAACAGGCGCUGCUAGCAGAGGGACUCAGGAGCGACAGCAGUUUCACCAGUGGUAAUAUCACUGAGUGAAACCGCCAUCCCACUCUGCCCUCAUAUGACGGAGAGGGAGAAACAAGCUGUAUCAGAGAGGCAUUGAUACAGUCUGUUCCUCCCUCUGCAUCUUUAAUCUGCUCGACUGAGGAGUGUGCGGCUGCCCUUUGCCUCAGUCGAGCAGUUAAAGGAGCCCCGACGUCCUGUGCAUGAAUGUUGAGAGCACUGGGCCUGUCUCAGCUGGGGAGAGGAAGAAACCUAACCUCCCCUCCCCUCAGCAAACAAGCUGCAUUGUCCCAGCCUGCGAGCCUGAAACCGCCUCAGUUCUUGAGGUGAGAACAGGGGCAAUUUCACCUGGUGUCUUGCAGGCAGAGGCCAAUGCAUCUUGUUUUUUCAACAUCGCGGUAUAUCGCCAAACCAUGGUGUUUGGCUGGGGAUACACCGUGAUGUUGAAACACUAAUAUCGCCCAGCCCUGCUCACCAGGUCUUCACCUGCAGGCCUCUGGUACUGAUCCAAUGAAUCAAGUUGUGUCAAACAAACAGCUGUGGAUUUGCUUAACAGAACAUCCAUGUCUGCCUGGGAGGCCUAUUUGUACCUGAGGCCUACAUCACAGCUACAAGGCAGUACGUGGCUCAAGCCAACAGCUGGUCUCUUGAAGAACUCUGCCUAGAAGUCAACGUUACAACAACUCAGAACGCAGUGUUGGAUGCUUGCAGUUUUGGAGUAACAGGUUAGUUGGAGCAACCGUCUCAAGGGUGACAUUGAGGAAAUACUCUUCAUGCUGAAACGUUCCAGUUUCUUAAUGGGUGUAAAAGUUAACACAACAUACAGAGUAUACAGUGGCAAAGUAAUUUUGUGUGCAAAAUACCAUGAGGUUAGAUUGCACAUGAAUUCAGUUGUGCUGAAGUGGUGUUCCAUUGAGAUUUUGGGGGUAUGGGUGGCACAUCUGCAUCUUGCACCUCUUCAGGGGUCUUUAAUGGAGACAGGUGUGUGGCACAGUAGCUGUGGCAAAGAUUCCAGGUAUCUGCAGAUUCCUUUGACUUCAUGUAUGCAGUUAGGUGACAUUGCAUUCUGUCCGUGCCAAGAUCAGACAAAUUUCCAAGACUGCAUCUAGCUGCCAUGCAAGUAUGAAAUCCAGGCAUCCUGAAGUGAACACAUAAUCAUUGGAGGUUUUUUAAGCAGAGAUAGGGUGGCCAUCUGCCAUAGUUACUUUGGUUGAGAUGACUCUCGGGGUCCCUUCCAACUCUACAAUUCUAUGUACUUCACUUCUAAGGAGACUUUAUAUGAAAUGGUGAAUCCACAAAAUAACAGACUUAAAUACACUUCACGGCUGACAUUUAAACAUCCCUCUCUUUUUAACUCAAUAGGCCUGAAGCUUCAGGGAGCAACAUGCAAUAACAACAAGCUGUCGCUUUCCAAUGCUAUUUCAACGGUCUUGCCCAUAACUCAGCUUCGCUGGAUCAAACAGACAAAUGCUGAUAAAAAGUCUAAUGUGGUAAGUAAUGUGAUCUGUUGAGUCUCGUGCUUUUCAGUCGUACAUGCUGUUUAUGCUCUCCUCGUGAUUUACUUCCUCCUCUUCACCUUGUACUGAACCUGUUUGUUUUGCAGGUGACAUUACCUGUUUAUCUGAACUUCACUCGUGCUGAUCUGAUCUUCACGGUUGACUUUGAAAUCGCUACCAAGGAAGACCCUCGUAGCUUCUAUGAACGUGGCGUGGCUGUCCUGUGUACUGAGUAAAAAGGAACCUGUAACCAGCAUUCAAGCAUUUUUGCAUCUCGAAUCUAGUUCUAGAAGGCUGUUUUAACACUGCAAAGCAUAGUUAUGUUGUCAAAUGGUUAUGUAGAGGAGAGUAAGAGUGAUGUAUCUGAAACGUGCUUAGAUGUUGCCUGUUGGACUGCAAGGCAUAGUUAAGUUUUCAGAUGGCUGUAUAGAGGUGGCUAAGAAAGAUUUAUGUUUGAAAAGUACCUGGAAAGACUGUCAGAAGGAUUUGUUGUUUUUGGAUUGUUCUAGAUUGGUGUACUAAUGUCAGAUGCUUAAAUAAAACUUUACAGCACGAUU